AUGUCUGUUGAGAGAGACCAGUCACAGUACAACAGACUGUCAAAAUAAAUACCAGCUAAUCAGUAUAUUACUGUGUAACUAACUAUACUGUUUUGUUUCUGAGGCAGCCAACUUUCUGCUCAGGCUCUCAAGUCUAAUACUCAUUUUGAUGUUGAAUUUGAUAUCUCAUGUAAGCUACUCCAUAACGGGAAGUAAACACAGGAACAUUUACAUGAUUUUUGUCAUUUAGCAGACACUCUUGUCCAGAGCGACUUACAGUUAGUCCAUGAACCUAAAGAGAGCUAAAUGAGACAACCACAAUUCACAUAGCCCAUUUGAGGGUAAGUGUAGCCUACGGUAUCUAGCUGAAAACUGUUUAAUUCCUCUGUAGUUAUGUGUUCUGGAUCGACAGUGGAGAGUAUCCCCAUAUUGGGAGGAUAGGUUUGGACGGCAGCAGCCGGACGGUGAUCAGCGAUACAGACAUUUUCAGCCCUGCAGCUCUCACCAUCGACUACACAGCAAAAAGACUGUACUGGGCUGACUCACAUCAUAUUCUCUUCUCAAACAUGGACGGUUCAAAAAGACACAAAGGUAAGUGACAGUGAAUUGACUAUUGCCCUUGGUCUUAGUCUCUCUCUCUUGCUCUCUCGCUCUCUCGCUCUCUUGCUCUAUCUUUCUAUCUAUCUAUCUAUCUAUCUAUCUAUCUAUCUAUCUAUCUAUCUAUCUAUCUAUCUAUCUAUCUAUCUAUCUAUCUAUCUUAUCUAUCUUAUCUAUCUUAUCUAUCUUAUCUAUCUUAUCUAUCGUGCCUUGCAAAAGUAUUCAUCCCCCUUGGCGUUUUUGCUACUUUGUUGCAUUACAACCUGUAAUUUAAAUGGAUUUUUAUUUGGAUUGAAUGAAAAAAAAGUGGAAUGAAAAAAAUACCUUGUUUCCAAAAAAUUUAUAACGGAAAAGUGGUGCGUGCAUAUGUAUUCACCCCCUUUGCUAUGAAGCCCCUAAAUAAGAUCUGGUGCAACCAAUUACCUUCAGAAGUCACAUAAUUAGUUAAAUAAAUUCCACCUGUGUGCAAUCUAAGUGUCACAUGAUCUCAGUAUAUAUACACCUGUUCUGAAAGCCCCCAGAGUCUGCAACACCACUAAGCAAGGGGCACCACCAAGUAACCGGCACCAUGAAGACCAAGGAGCUCUCCAAACAGGUCAGGGACAAAGUUGUGGAGAAGUACAGAUCAGGGUUGGGUUAUAAAAAAAUAUCAGAAACUUUGAACAUCCCACGGAGCACCAUUAAAUCCAUUAUUAAAAAAUGGAAAGAAUAUGGCACCACAACAAACCUGCCAAGAGAGAGCCGCCCACCAAAACUCACGGACCAGGCAAGGAGGGCAUUAAUCAGAGAGGCAACAAAGAGACCAAAGAUAACCCUGAAGGAGCUGCAAAGCUCCACAGCAGGGAUUGGAGUAUCUGUCCAUAGGACCACUUUAAGCCGUACACUCCACAGAGCUGGGCUUUACGGAAGAGUGGCCAGAAAGUAUAAGUAUUAGUAUACACACGUUUGGUGUUCGCCAAAAGGCAUGUGGGAGACUCCCCAAACAUAUGGAAGAAGGUACUCUGGUCAGAUGAGAUUAAAUUGAGCUUUUUGGCCAUCAAGGAAAACGCUAUGUCUGGCGCAAACCCAACACCUCUCAUCACCCCGAGAACACCAUGUUUUUCAUCAGCAGGGACUGGGAAACUGGUCAGAAAUGAAGGAAUGAUGGAUGGCACUAAAUACAGGGAAAUUCUUGAGGGAAACCUGUUUCAGACUUCCAGAGAUUUGAGACUGGGACGGAGGUUCACCUUCCAGCAGGACAAUGACCCUAAUUAUACUGCUAAAGCAACACCCGAGUGGUUUAAGGGGAAACAUUUAAAUGUCUUGGAAUGGCCUAGUCAAAGCCCAGACCUCAAUCCAAUUGAGAAUCUGUGGUAUGACUUAAAGAUUGCUGUACACCAGCGGAACCCAUCCAACUUGAAGGAGCUGGAGCAGCUUUGCCUUGAAGAAUGGGCAAAAAUCCCAGUGGCUAGAUGUGCCAAGCUUACAGAGACAUAUCCCAAGAGACUUGCAGCUUUAAUUGCUGCAAAAGGUGACUCUACAAAGUAUUGACUUUGGGGGGGGGGGGGUGAAUAGUUAUAUACGCUCAAGUGUUCUGUUUUUUUGUCUUAUUUCUUAUUUGUUUCACACAACAACAAAAACAUUGCAUCUUCAAAGUGGUAGGCAUGUUGUGUAAAUCAAAUGAUACAACCCCCCCCCCCAAAAAUCAAUUUAAAUUCCAGGUUGUAAGGCAACAAAAUAGGAAAAAUGCCAAGGGGGGUGAAUACUUUCGCAAGCCACUGUAUCUACUGUAUCUACAGUUAAGUCGGAAAAUUACAUACACUUAGUUUGGAGUCAUUAAAACUUGUUUUUCAACCACUCCACAAAUGUCUUGUUAACAAACUAUAGUUUUGGCAAGUCGGUUAGGACAUCUACUUUGUGCAUGACACAAGUAAUUUUUCCAACAAUUAUUUACAGACAGAUUAUUUCACUUAUAAUUCACUGUACCACAAUUUCAGUGGGUCAUAAGUUUACAUACACUAAGUUGACUGUGCCUUUAAACAGCUUGGAAAAUUCCAGAAAAUGAUGUCAUGGCUUUAGAAGCUUCUGAUAGGCUAUUUGACAUCAUUUGAGUCAAUUGGAGGUGUACCUGUGGAUGUAUUUCAAGGCCUACCUUCAAACUCAGUGCCACUUUGCUUGACAUCAUGGGAAAAUGAAAAGAAACCAGCCAAGACCUCCAAAAAAAAUUGUAGACUUCCACAAGUCUGGUUCAUCCUUGGGAGCAAUUUCCAAACGCCUGAAGGUACCACGUUCAUCUGUACAAACAAUAGUACGCAAGUAUAAACACCAUGGGACCACGCAGCCGUCAUACCACUCAGGAAGGAGACGCGUUCUGUCUCCUAGAGAUGAAUGUACUUUGGUGCGAAAAGUGCAAAUCAAUCACAGAACAACAGCAAAGGACCUUGUGAAGAUGCUGGAGGAAACAGGUACAAAAGUAUCUAUAUCCUGUAAUGAAUACUCGGACAGAGUGGUAAGAUCCAAUCGCAGAAUAGCGAUGCUUUAUUAGAGUACAGACAAGGGAAUAGCUUAAUCGUGGUCGGGCGGGCUGUGGUCAAAACCGGGCCAGGCAUAGACAGGCAGAGGUACCAAGGGAGCGGGCGUAGUCGUAGUCGAGGGCACAGGCACAGGGUCAGAGUACGGUAAUCACUGGGAUAGACAAGCAGAGGGUUAAGCAAUUCGGGGAGUCAAACAACAAGGCACAGGUCGGAUACACGGGUAAUCAAAAACAACAAACUCUCUCUCUCUCUCUCGGAACAAAACGCUUAGCAAGUCACAAUGGAACAAUACCUCGCACCGACUGAACUUCUGAGCACACCUUAUAUCCUACCCUAAUUACGGACAGGUGUGCUCAGAACUCAGGUGAACCAGAUCGAGUCUGAUGACUCCCCCUCUCAGUAGAUCGGGGAAGUGUCAGACUCUGUCUAGACCCAGCCAACCCCCGAUCCCUUACAUAUCCACAGUAAAACGAGUCCUAUAUCAAAAUAACCUGAAAGGCCGCUCUGCAAGGAAGAAGCCACUGUUCCAAAACCGCCAUAAAAAAGCCAGACUACGGUUUGCAACUGCACAUGGGGACAAAGAUCGUACUUUCUGGAGAAAUGUCCUCUGGUCUGAUGAAACAAAAAUAUAGCUGUUUGGCCAUAAUGACCAUCGUUAUGUUUGGAAGAAAAAGGGGGAUACUUGCAAGCUGAAGAACACCAUCCCAACCGUGAAGCAUGGGGGUGGAAGCAUCAUGCUGUGGGGGUGCUUGGCUGCAGGAGGGACUGGUGCACUUCACAAAAUAGAUGGCAUCAUGAGGAAGGAAAAUGAUGUGGCUAUAUUGAAGCAACAUCUCAAGACAUCAGUCAGGAAGUUAAAGCUUGGUCGGAAAUGGGUCUUCCAAAUGGACAAUGACCCCAAGCAUACUUCCAAUGUUGUGGCAAAAUGGCUUAAGGACAACAAAGUCAAGGUAUUGGAGUGGCCAUCACAAAGCCCUGACCUCUAUCCUAUAGAAAAUGUGUGGGCAGAACUGAAAAAGCGUGUGCGAGCAAGGAGGCCUACAAACCUGACUCAGUUACACAAGCUCUGUCAGGAGGAAUGGGCCAAACAUUCACCCAACUUAUUGUGGGAAGCUUGUGGAAGGCUACCCGAAAAGUUUGACCCAAGUUAAACAAUUGAAAGGCAAUGCUACCAAAUACGAAUUGAGUGUAUGUAAACUUCUGACCCACUGGGAAUGUGAUGAAAGAAAUAAAAGCUGAAAUAAAUAAUUAUCUUUACUCUAUUAUUCUGACAUUUCACAAUCUUAAGAUAAAGUGGUGAUCCUAACUGACCUAAGACAGGGCAUUUCUACUAGGAUUAAAUGUCAGGAAUUGUGAAAAAAUGAAUUUAAAUGUAUUUGGCUAAGGUGUAUGUAAACUUCCGACUUCAACUGUAUCUAUCUAUCUAUCUAUCUCACCUCUCAAAAUGUAGUAGCUCAAUUGGCUUUGUAAAUAUUCAUUUGUGCAGAUUCAAGGUCAGUUUGUCAUUGAUUGCUUAAUGUACUUUUUCAGACUUUAGAUAAAAGCCUUGACAUUACUGUGAAAAUGUUUGUCCAUGAUUGAUUCAACUCCAUAGAAACUGAGUGUGAGCCAAGUCAUUAUUAUGCGUGUUCCAUACACUUAGUUAUUAAUUUGUUCUAACACAAUUUUCACCCAGUGCUAUUUGGUUCACAAACAAACCAUAAUGUUCAAGCAUUAAACAUUCUCAACAUAUUUUUAUUGUUCAUUUCAUUUCAGUUUUUCAUCUUCAACAGCUAGUUUGUGAUUAGCUGCAAUAGUUACUAUAGUCUUCUCCCUGCUCUACUAAGCCAUGCUGACAGACGGACGGAUGGACAGUCCAUUUAGUCACGUCUUUACUCCUCUUUACCAGCAAUAAAACAUCACAGAGCCUGGCAGCUUGUCACAGCAAUUACUCAGGACGAGCUGUGUGUGUAUGUGUGUGUGCGUUCACGCGUAUUCCAGACUCUGAAUAAUCAGUGUGUAUUCCAUUCCAGUGCUUAGUCAAGGCAUCCGGGAGGUGACGGGGCUGACUCUGUUUGAGGAUGUCAUCUAUUGGACGGAUGAGAAGUCCAAGUCUCUGAACCGGGCCCACAAGACCUCCGGGGCUCAGGGAGCAGAGCUGCUCAGAUACUGGAGAGCCAUCCACAACAUCAAGGUGUACCACCCUCUCCGCCAGCCCGACGGUAAUUAUCUAUGACUCAGUGUGUGUGUGUGUGUGUGUGUGUGUGGUGUCUGCAUGCCUUCGAGGGAGAGGGAUAUUUCUUUUUUGUAAUGAGCAAACGUGCCCUCAGACUAAUGAUGCUGACAGCAGAGUGGAGGGGAAAUGGCUCUAGCUGUGGAUGUUGGUUUUAGCCUCCCUCUCCCUCUCUUCGCCGCAGUGCCCAAACACCAGUGUCAGGUGACCAACGGAGGCUGCAGCCACCUGUGUCUGCUCUCCCCCGGGGGAGGUUACAGGUGUGCCUGCCCCACCCACUUCUACCUGGCUGCAGACAACAAGACCUGCCUGUCCAACUGCACAGCCAGCCAGGUCAGUGGCCCUUUUCUCCUACUGCUUACAAAAAGAUUUUACAUUUUAGUCAUUUAGCAGACGUUGUUAUCCAGAGCGACUUACAUUUAGUGAAUCUUUCCUCAGUAAAAAUUAGGGGAGUGCUUAUAUUUGACCUGUUAUACACUUGUACAAGUGUGUAAUGGAAAUGUCUUUCUUGCAUAUCCCAACUCCAACCGAGACACCCAUAGGGAGUGGGGUCACGACCAGGGUCACCAUUGUCCAGCGCCCCUGGAUCAAUUGGGUUAAGUGCCUUGCUCAAGGGUACAGCGGCAUUUUUUUUACCUUGUCGGCUUCGGAAUUCAAAUCAGUGACCUUUCGGUUACUGGCCCAACGCUCUAACCUUGAAGGCUACUGUACCUGCCACCCAAUAAUGCAGCUACCAGCUAAGUCCGUGCUAGUUGGAGGGGGAGUAGGGGGGUGCUGUGGGAUAAUUCAAGAUACAUUUUGAAGAGGUAUGUUUUCAUAUGUUUACAGAAGAUGGGCAGGGACAAACAGGGGCUCUGGUUUUAGUAUUUGUAGUUUCAAUGAAGGUACUUUGGUGUCCCAAAAUCUUUCUGAAUGAUGACGACGAUAACGAUGAUGAUGACGAUGAUGAUGACGAUGACGAUGACGAUGUUGAUGAUGAUGAUGAUGAUAUCUGAAGCUUUCUGCUGUUGUUGUGUCCUAUAGUUUCGCUGUGGGACAGACGAAUGCAUCCCCUUCUGGUGGAAGUGUGACACAGUGGAUGACUGUGGGGACGGGUCGGACGAGCCUCCAGACUGCCGUGAGUCACCAUUAACACACACACACACUUGACAAGGUCCAAGUAGGGGUUGUAAAAUGUUCUGUACACACCAAUUCACAAUUACACAAACAAUUCACAGCCCCCUAGUGGAGCAGGACACAAACUGCACAGUACAGUACAGAAAAUGUUACAACCCUUCUCCCUGGUCGUGUCCAUUAAGCGUGUGUCUACAAAGUCAGUGCAAUGUGUGUGUGUGUGUGUGUGUAUGUGUGUGUUUCUGUUCUUUCCUCACAGCUGAGUUUAAAUGCCAGCCAGGGAGGUUCCAGUGUGGGACUGGUCUCUGUGCUCUGCCUCCGUUUAUCUGUGAUGGGGAGAACGAUUGUGGGGACAACUCUGAUGAAGCCAACUGUGGUAAAGACCUUUUGUCCUAUUAUACACAUUUCUUCACAUUUCUGGUCAUUAUUGUAAAAGAGAAUGCAUUCUCAUUACUUACCUGCUUAAAUAAAGGAAAUAAAUGUGACAAUAUCCAUCCUAUUCUGAAUCCGCCCAAAUGUUUCCCACAACUAUCAAAAACGACGUUCUAGACUACCUCGGCUAAGACUAACACCUUUGUUCAUACUAUCUACAGAAUCCUACAUCUGUCUAUCUGGACAGUUCAAAUGCAGGAAGCGUCAGAAGUGCAUCCCACUGAACCUGCGUUGUAACGGACAGGACGACUGUGGAGAUGGAGAGGACGAGACAGACUGCCGUAAGAAUCAAAUAAUCUGUAGAUAGACGGUUCUCUAUAUCGAUGCGGUCUUAAAUAACAGGCUAAAACUAUGUGAUGAAAGUUUGACAGCUCUGAACUUUUUAUCUGGGGAUUUCACUUUCACUUGGCCAUGAAAAAUGAGCCUGUGCAAGACUUAGAUAAUAAAGUAUUGAAAAGGCUUUAGUUGUUGGCACUCUGGUCAUUUCUUUAGCGGGAGACAACCCUUUGAUGAAUGACAAAAGGAAAAGAAAGGAACAGUAGAGAGAUACUCAGCCCCCUGAACAGACAGACUCUGUGACUUCCUCUCUGAUCUUCAAGUCUUGGUCAGUCAUUCACCCUGUUAGCAAUUCUCUUUGGAUUAUAGAAAGUCCCCAUCCUUCUAUGUUCAUACUGCCAUACCUGGUUAAUUCUGCUCGUAGACACAUGGAAGGUCCAUGAUUAAUAAAAGCCAGAUGUUCUUGUUAUAAUACGGAAAGUAUGUGCGUUUCCUUUUAGUUGACCUAGUUUGACUUCACUGUGGAGUUUGAUUGGAGUUUCAUCCCCUGCUUGUUAUCCCUCUGUCUUGACAUUUUAAAGUUCUGAACUCAUGGGUGCUUUCUUCACUUGUCUGAAAUCUACAGCACCAGGUAAAGGUUAUGAGACAAUUCCUCAUGUGUGUGAGAGAGACAGAGAGAGAGACAGAGAGAGAGACAGAGAGAGACAGAGAGAGAGACAGAGAGAGAGAGAGCCUGAGGGUAUUCGUAAGUACUUGUAAUUACACCUGUCUGGUUGUCAUCAUGAAUCAAAGUGACAGCUCUAAGACACACUGGAGCAGGGUCUCAAGACACUCACACAUACACACCAUCCAUGAACGCCUUAUUAGAUCACAGUGGUGGGUUAACGACUCGUCUCAGAGCUCCAGCCCUAGAAGCAGUCUAAUCUCCCUCCCUGCCCCUCCCUGCACCCCUGUCUCUGGCUGCAGUCACAUCCAGCCCCAGCCUGGCACAGUGGUAGAGCUGUGUUGCCUUGAGGGCACUGGGAACAGAGUGGGAACAGAGAGGAAGACACUGGUAAUUGCACCAGCAGGGGGCUGAGCCAUGCUGGUAGGCUGGGGGAAGGUGGAGCUGGGUGGGGGAGGGAGGGAGGGAGUUAGGAUAUUUAAAGUACUAUAUAGGUAGAGAACUUUGACAAAAAUGUAGAUAGAACCUUAUAGUCCCAAGCUCUCAGUGUGUAUUUAUGGUAUUUUGUGUAUUGCGUUGUCAUCAACUCCUAGUCGAAUGUUAGUCCAUUAUAGCCUAUUGUGUUAAAUAGCCUACAGAAACAAAAUAACAAAAUGUGGGCCUAUCCCAUAUUUGAUAAAUAUGUUGAACAUGUUUUAGGAACAGUGAUUGCAUGGCUUCAAUAUGGAAAUAUAUUGUUAACAUAGCAUUUGCACUGCUAUAGGCCUAUUGUAAAAUGCAUUAGCCAUGGACAUGCCAAACGUUGUCAAUAAGCAAUAUUAAAUUCACUAAUUGAUAAGACCUAAAAAGAGAGUGAAUAAUUCUAAUCAAAUUCUCAUAAAACGAAACAACAACUUGUUUUAAAUAGGCUAUGUCUAAAUACAAUUACAGGCACCACAAUUGGUCCCCGUGGGCAUAUACUGUAAUAUUAGGCGACAACGUAGACUAUGGAGGGUUUUAUGCACAUCCAAACUUUUCACAGGAGCUGGAAAAAGAUCCAAUAUAAAGAGAAAGGGGGAAUGUCCUCUCACCGUUACUGCUCCCAAGUAUACUGUAUAUAGCUAUAGCCUACCAUCGCUGUUGAAAUGGCCAUAGUGACUUUGCCAAGUGAAAGGUAACAAAACAGGCAAAUAUAGCCUUAAAGCGGAUUCAGCACCACGGACAGCUAUCGAAAUUCCCGCGAUUUGACAGUUCCAACAGAGGAAAGUGGAAGAUGCAUUUUUUUGACAAAAUGAAUAACUUGAUGUUCAAUUAUUAAGAUUUGUUUUAUAACUUGAUGUUCCUAAACAGGCUUCCUAUAGUCAUUGACACCUUUCAUGCAAUGGGCAUGGCACAUAAUGAGUUGAAACGUUUCACAGAAGCUGGACAAAAAUAAUGUCCAAGAUAAAUAAAAAAGGGGAAUUUCUGUUGAGUGUUCAUGAUAUUUUGAUAAAUCAUUGGUGAUGUACUAAGGCUACUGUGUGCGCAUCCGCUGGCAAAAUCAAUGUCAUAACCAAUUGCGUUACGGCUAAAACCAGCUUUUGAUCGGUCUUAAAUAUCCCUAGUUGCACUCACUGAAAUUGGCAUAUUGGCGCACGUUCUUAAGGACACACCUCAAAUAUUUCCACCCCUCCCACCUCAGCGCAAACCAGCUGACAUUAGACAGGUAAACGGACAAACCUGGCGUUACCGCCAGUUUGUACAUGACGAAAUUAUGUAAACUAACGUGCGUUUGACACUUGCGCCUCCUUACCGCCAGCCGAAAAUAGAGCCCCGUGUGUGUUUUGCGUGUGCGCGCGUGUGAGCGACAGAGAGAGACAGAGAAGGGAUUCCAGCAGCUGAGUCUCACCCAGGGUGCAGAUUAGGGCAGACAGAAGGAGGUUUAGCCUGCUUCUGAGGGCUGAGGGGAUGCCUUUCUGAGACAGAGGGAGGUUUAACCAGGGCUAAUCAUGCUGGGAGGGCUGAGGGUUUAGAGAUGCAGCUGGAGCUCGAACCACCUCCAUCCCCCUCCUGCUGGGAAAGAGGAAGCUGUGCUGUGGAUGUCAGGGUACUGUGGCAUAAGGAGCAAGGGUGUGGAGGAAAAAUGAAUCUAAUUUACACCUCAUUUAACUUUCUCUAUUGCUCCACACCCUAGUUUUGUAGGCCACAUAGAAAAUGAUUUGUGUGAAUUUGAUGUAACUACAAUAAAUGUGUAUUGCUAUUGUUUUGGUCAUUUUUGAUCAUUUUGGUACCGUCAGUUGCAUUAGCCUACAAGUUUUGCCAAUUUUAUAUAGACUGGUUAACUGGUCAUUUUUUUAUAGCACAUGAUGACAUCUCUUUUCGUCUUUAUCCUUCAUACACCUGUUAAACUCUUUAUUUUCUAUAUCCUGUGCCAUCGGUCUCCAUCCCCAGCUGAGAGUACCUGCGCUGCCAACCAGUUCCAGUGUAAGACCUCCAUGCACUGUAUCUCAGCCCUGUGGGUGUGUGACGAGGACCCGGACUGUGCCGAUGGAUCGGACGAGGCCAACUGUGGUGAGUUCUACUAUUCUAUUUAUAUUCUAUUCUAUUGUACUACAGUGCCUUCAGAAAGUAUUCACACACCCCUUGACUUUUUCCAGAUUUUGUUGUAUUAUAGCCAGAAUUUUAAAUGGAUUACAUUUAGAUGUUGUGUCACUGGCCUACACACAAUACCCCAUAAUGUCAAAGUGGAAUUAUGUUUUUUGAAAUGUUUAUAAAUUAAUAAAAAAUGAAAAGCUGAAAUGUCUUCAGUCAAUAAGUAUUCAACCCCUUUGUCAUGGCAAGCCUAAAUAAGUUUAGGAGUAAAGAUUUGCUUAACAUAACACAUAAUAACUUGCAAUGGACUCUGUGUGCAAUAAGUGUUUAACAUUAUUUUUGAAUGACUACCUCAUCUCUGUACCCCACACAUACAAUUAUCUGUAAGCUUCUGCAAUCGAGUAGUGAAUUUCAAACACAGAUUCAACCACAAAGACCAGGGAGGUUUUCCAAUGCCUCGCAAAGAAGGGCACCUAUGGGCAAAAUGUUAAAAAAGCGGACAUUGAAUAUCCCUUUGAGCAUGGUGAAGUUAUUAAUUACACUUUGGAUGGUGUAUCAAUUCACACAGUCACUACAUAGAUAUAGGCGUGCUUCCUAACUCAGUUGCCGGAGAGGAAGGAAACGGCUCAGGGAUUUCACCGUGAGGCCAGUGGUGACUUUAAAACAGUUACAGAGUUUAAUGGCUGUGAUAGAAAAAAACUGAGGAUGGAUUAACAACAUUAAUCUAAACGACGGAGUGAAAAGACGGAAAAUAUUCCAAAACAUGCAUUCUGUUUGCAAUAAGGCAGUUAAGUAAAACCUCAUAAAAUAGAAUAGAACUUUAAAAUAGAAUAUAACUUUAUGUGCUGAAUACAAAGCAUUAUGUUUGGGGCAAAUCCAACACAACACAUCACUGAGUACCACUCUUUAUAUUUUCAAUCAUGGUGGUGACUGCAUCAUGUUAUGGAUAUGCUCAUCUGCAAGGACUACAGAGUUUGUUAGGAUAAAAAUAAACAGAAUAGAGCUAAGAGACAAGAGGAAUACCUAUGUAAGAAUGCUGUUCAUUGACUAUAACUCAUCAACACCAUAGUACCCUCCAAGCUCAUCAAUAAGCUCGAGGCCCUGGGUCUGAACGCCACCCUGUGCAACUGGGUCCUGGACUUCCUGACAAGCCACCCCCACGUGGUGAAGGUAGGAAACAACACCUCCACUUCGCUGAUCCUCAACAAUGGGGCCCCACAAGGGUGCGUGCUCAGCCCCCUCCUGUGCUCCAUGUUCACCCAUGACUGCGUGGCCAAGCACGCCUCCAACUCAAUCAUCAAGUUUGCAGACGACACAACAGUAGUAGGCUUGAUUACCAACAAUGACGAGACAGCCUACAGGGAGGAGGUGAGGGCUCUGGGGUGUGGUGCCAGGACAAUAACCUCUCACUCAAUGUUAACAAAACAAAGGAGAUGAUCGUGGACCUCAGGAAACAGCAGAGGGAACACCCCCCUAUCCACAUCAACGGGACCGCAGUGGAGAAGGUGGAAAGCUUCAAGUUCCUCGGCAUACACAUCACUGACAAACUGAAAUGGUCCACCUACACAGACAGUGUGGUGAAGAAGAACCUCAGGAGGCUGAAGAAAUUUGGCUUGGCACCUAAAACCCUCACAAACCUUUACAGAUGCACAAUUGAGAGCAUCCUGUUGGGCUGUAUCACUGCCUGGUACGGCAACUGCACCGUCCGCAACUCAGGGCUCUCCAGAGGGUGGUGCGGUCUGCCCAACGCAUCACCGGGGGCAAACUACCAGCCCUCCAGGACACCUACAGUACCCAAUGUCACAGGAAGGCCAAAAAGAUAGUCAAGGACAACAACUAUCCAAGCCACUGCCUGUUCACCCCGCUAUCAUCCAGAAGGCGAGGUCAGUACAGGUGCAUCAAAGCUGGGACAGAGAGACUGAAAAACAGCUUCUAUCUCAAGGCCAUCAGAAUGUUAAAUAGCCUUCACUAGCACAUUAGAGGCUGCUGCCAAUAUACAUAGAUUAGAAAUCACUGGCCACUUAAUUCCAUUGCUUUACUUAGAUUUGUGUGUAUUGGGUAUAUGUUGUGAAAUUGUUAGAUAUUACUUGUUAGAUAUUACUGCACUGUUGGAGCUAGAAACACAAGCAUUUCGCUACAGCCGCAAUAACAUCUGCUAAACACGUGUAUGUGACCAAUUAUACAGGAAAAGUCCUAGAGGAAAACCUGGUUCAGUCGACACUGGGAGACAAAUUCACCUUUCAGCAGGACCAUAACCGAAAACACAAGGCCAAAUAUACCCAGGAGUUGCUUACCAAGACAACAUCGAAUGUUUCUUAGUGGCCUAGUUACAGUUUUGACUUACAAUGGCUUGAAAAAGUAUGGCAAGACAUCAAAAAAUGGCUGUCUAGCAAUGAUCAACAACCAACUUGAGAGAGCUUGAAGAUUUUUUUUAUGUGCAAAUAUUGUACAAUCCAUGUGUGCAAUGCUCUUAGAGACUUACCCAGAAAGACUCACAGCUGUAAUCACUGCCAAAGGCGACUCUAACAAAAUGUAACACAACAAAAUGUGGAAUAAGUCAAGGGGUAUGAAUACUUUCUGAAGGCAAUGUAUGUUAUAUUAUAUUCUGGUCUACGCUCUUAGAAAAAAGGGUUCCAAAAGGUUUCUUUGGUUGUCCCCAUAGGAGAACCCUUUUUGGUUCCAGGUAGAACCCUGUUGGGUUCCAUGUAGAAUCCCCAAAAGGGUUCUACCUGGAACCAAAAGGGUUUCUUCAAAGGGUUCUCCUAUGGGGACAGCUGAAGAACCCUAUUAGGUUCUAGAUAGCAACUUUUUUUCUAAGAGUGUAGUCCAGUCCAGUCUAGUCUAUUGUAGCAAUUUUGCUUUCAAUGGAGUGGCCUACUCUAAAGGGACCUUUGUAUCUCGACUUUGUGUCUCGUUGUACUACAGUGUAUAUACAAGCUUUGAGCAGCUAAACGCAAAUGUGUCGACUUAAAUUGAAUGUGAUAGAUAACAUUAGGAAUACCUGGGAUAGGAUAAAGUAAUCCUUCUACCCCCCCUUACCCCACCCCCCCAAAAAAAUUAUAAUAAUAAUAAUAACUAUUGUAAAGUGGUUGUCCCACUGGCUAUCAUAAGGUGAAUGCACCAAUUUGUAAGUCGCUCUGGAUAAGAGCGUCUGCUAAAUGACGAAAAUGUAAAUGAAAAUGUUAUGCAGACAUCAAUUGACAGUUUUGAAUGGUGACCACCUCAUUAAUGCUGACUAGUGUUUGAUAUGCUCAUAAAGCACUUGUUAAUAUGGCCAGCUCCAGAGAUUAGCUGGAGGAGGUUAAGGCCUUCUACUGGCUCUUCCUCUCAUCAAAUGGACUGCUAGGGCUUGACCUUGGCAUUUCCACUGCUGCCUGUGCAUUUAAUGGUGACAUUUAGGGGGAUCGAAGGGAUGACAGUAAGGUCUCUCUAUGAUUUGAGUCAUUCUCAGUCUGGUUUUCAGUCAGUGCUCCAUUUUUUUUAUUUUCUCUGUGGGUCAUAUUUAAAGGUUUCUUCUCUUCCAAUGACAGCCUGACAGAUAUUAAGCAUGAGAGGAGACAUGCACACUUACAGAACAUAUUGUAUACACCCACUGGCUUUGACUUAACUUCAUCGACGACAAGCAACGACAUAAGAGUUCUGGAAUUCCCAGCAAAUUAGUUUUCUUUCUUAAUUCUAGAAUGUGAAUAUAAAUCUUUCAGGCAUGGGGAUGAAUGUAUUUAGUACUCAACUACCGCAGUAUUCUCAGGUCAAAUUUGAAUUCUGUUAAUGUCAUACUAAGUCUGGGGAAUUAGCUCUCGUACAUGGUGCUGUUUGAUUGUCAAUUAAUAAUGCAUUAUGUAUUUAUCUAUUCUCCCGAUAGGAUUAGUCCAACAGGGAGAUGAGAGGAAUUCACAUUGCUGAUUUUACAGUGUUGGGACACUAUGUAGAGACAAGAUUACUAAGUUGUUAUUUUAGAAAGAGGACAGGAAAGUUACUGUUCUUCUAGUCUUUCAUCUUGACAGUAGCUGGCGUUUAUAUACAGUAUGGAAAGUAAUGUCUUACUCUUGAUUAUUUAUCGUCUUGUUAUCUUCCAUAGAGAAAAGGGAGUGACGAUCACGAUCACACACACCUGGCAACAUGACAAUAUGCAAAACGUCAACAUGGAUACCGUUCCAGACACUUGUUUUACGUCUUUAUGGACUGUCUUGUUGUUUCUGUGCCUAGAUGAGAAGACAUGCGGCCCUCAUGAGUUCCGGUGCCAGAACAACAACUGUGUCCCGGAACACUGGAGGUGUGAUGGACAGAGUGACUGUGGAGACAACUCAGAUGAACAGAACUGCAGUAAGUCCCUCAUCUUCUGUCUCUUAUUUACACUGGAAGGAAUGAACUUGGAAUGAACUUUUGUAUAAUACUAUAUAACUUGCAUACUCCCUGACACUAUAACUAGAGCACUGUGUUUUGCGCAAUCAUGUGACGUAGCAAAAUGUUAUCCUGUAUUUGAAGCCUUCUCCAGAAAUGACAAUUACACCAAAAAUGAAAGCGAUUGUCUGAGUAUGAUGCUGGAUCAUCUGACAUAAAAAGAAAAGGGGAACGUUCAAUGAAAACGCUUUAAAGGUAAAAAUCCAGGUCAUGUGACAUGAUUGCGCAAAACACAGCAACCUAAUAUAACUACCAACAAAUACUUCUGCUUGGUAUGAUGAGGAAUGUCCUGGGGAAACUCACUGUCAUGCAUCUAAAAUCACUGUCAUUCCUUAUUCUCUUAUACCUCUCAGAGCCGGCCACCUGCCCCUCCAGGGACUUUGUGUGUGCCAACGGGGAGUGCAUCUCUGCUCGUUUCCAUUGUGAUGGUGACAGUGACUGUGCUGAUAACUCUGAUGAAAAAGGCUGUGAGACACGCUCGUGCCCUGCCGACCAGUUCCAGUGUCUCAAUCACCUCUGCAUCUCCAACAAGUGGCUCUGUGACGGCCAGGAGGACUGUAAGAUGGGGGAAGACGAGAGGAACUGUCAAGGACCUGGUAUGAGCACACAGACACACACACACACACACCUGAUUACUUACUGUAUAGCUGUUGGAUAGCUGUUGGAUAUCUGCUGUUUCUGGCUGUGGCUGUAGGUGGGGACUUGCUUUCACUGUCUUACUCAAAGCCUACAACCAUGUUAAUACUGCCCUCCGUUGGAAAGCAUGCUUGUGUUGGUCACUCACCUUGUGAUUGGGGGACUGUGUGUUUGUUUGUGUUCGUUUGUGUUCAGGAACGGUCGCUUUUUUAUAGCCUACUGUCUUGCAUUGACAGCUAGAAAAUAACCUUUAAUACCUUCAGAAACAAACAGACGUAUUCCCACACGUGGACCAAUUCUCAGUUGACAGCAAUUACAGAUUUCACUCCACUGUAGUAUAUCCUGACAUUCACAUUUAUUCUAAGAUUCGGAAUCCCUUUGUGCUUCAUUGCAUGAAUUGAAUGUAUGCCAAACUUUAAGUCUUGUGGAGAAAUAAAUGCAAGGCCAGAGUAGCUUCAAGGCACUUCAAAUCUCAAGCAGAUGGUUCGAUAUCAGCAAGCUGGCCUUCUUUCCUGUCUGCUAACUAGAGGUGUGAAAUUAAAAUGAGCUGUAUGUCUCUCUCACCGAGAUAUCUCUGUCUCUCUCUCUCUCUCUCUCUCUCUCUCUCUCUCUCUCUCUGUCUCUGUCUCUGUCUCUCUCUGUCUCUCUCUCUGUCUCUCUCUCUGUCUGUCUCUCUCUCUCUCUCUGUCUCUCUCUCUCUGUCUCUGUCUCUGUCUCUGUCUCUGUCUCUGUCUCUGUCUCUGUCUCUGUCUCUGUCUCUGUCUCUGUCUCUCUGUCUCUGUCUCUCUCUCUCUCUCUGUCUCUCUAUCUCUGUCUCUGUCUCUGUCUCUGUCUCUCUCUCUCUGUCUCUGUCUCUGUCUCUGUCUCUGUCUCUGUCUCUCUCUCUCUCUCUCUCUCUCUGUCUCUGUCUCUGUCUCUGUCUCUGUCUCUGUCUCUGUCUCUCUCUCUCUCUCUCUCUCUCUCUCUCUCUCUCUCUCUCUCUCUCUCUAUCUCUAUCUCUCUCUCUCUCUAUCUAUCUAUUGAAUUGAAUUGAAUAGAACAUUUGCUUUAUUGGCAUGACGUAACAAUGUACAUAUUGCCAAAGCUUACUUUGGAUAUUUACAAUAUUAACAUAAUUAAAAUAAUCAUGAUCAAUAUUGUCAACGGGACAACAGUAACAACAAUAACCAAGGGUCAAAAUAACCAUUGAACAAUAACAAUAUAGAGGACCCUCUCUCUCUCUCUUUCUCCCUCUUUCGCUCUCUCGCUCUCUUUCUCUCUCGUAAUAAAUUGUUUUUAAUAUUUUAGCUGAGUACUUUCUUUAUAUAUUUAUAUGGAGAGUACCUGUGGACAGCUGUGGCUGCACUUGCACUGUAAAUUCCUCCAAUUGGAAGGGCCACACCGUGACAUGCAUGAAAAAGCUUUUCCCUCUCUCUCCCAGUGAGUCCAGAUGGGAGUGAGAGUGAAUUUCUCUGAUGGGACCAAAGUGCUCCAAAACACACUAGGAAUAGCACUCAGGAUGGGCUCUCUGAAGCAACUCUGUCUCUGUAUCUGCAGCCUUUGUGUUGCACUUGUACUGUAUACCAGGUGGUGUCUUGACCAGUUGAGAUGUAUUUUCAGCACUGGUUUAAUGGGGAUUGUCUCUGUCAUCAGCUUCUUUUGUCUAGAGUGGUCCUGUGUGGCUCAGUUGGUAAGAGCGUGGAGCUAGCAACAUCAAGGUUGUGGGUUCAAUAACUACACAUAAUACAAAUGUAUGCACUCACUGUACUAUAAGUCAUUUUGAACAAAAGUGCUAUAUUUUCUGUUUCAGCGGUCCUUCCGUCCUGUGCCCUGAGUGAGUAUGAGUGUGUCGGGGGAGGCUGUGUGUCGGCCACCCUGAGGUGUGACGGCCAGAGAGACUGCUCAGAUGGUUCUGAUGAGGUGAGUGCUCUCUGAUAAAGCCCUGAUUGCCAUCCCUGAUUGUAGUCGCUGAGCCUCAUCGUCUGUGCGAUAAUGCAGGAUACCUUUCAUGUCUGUUUGCCUUUAUGUAUGACAUUUGUUCAUAAGGUCAUCGACAUCAGAAAAUUGGAACAUGUGUCAUUAUUAACCUGCCCCAUAUUUUCAUGGAAAAUCCCCCUGAAAUGUUGUUGUAUGAUUGCCAGCACUACUCAUCUGUGUGUAAAAUAGUCCCCUGUAGCUCAGUUGGUAGAGCAUGGCGCUUGCAAUGCCAGGGUUGUGGGUUCGUUUCCCACGGGGGGCCAGUAUGAAAAUGUAUGCACUCACUAACUGUAAGUCGCUCUGGAUAAGAGCGUCUGCUAAAUGACUCAAAUGUAAAUGUAAAGACUGCUUUUGGCAAUCAACGUCCUCAUCUCUCAAAUACCUGAAUACAAGCAGUUUGGUCAUGUUUGCCUGUUUCCUCCAAACAGGAUCCCGUAGGACCUAAGUGUAAUUAAAACCAUGCUCUUAGUUCAGAGUCAGUAGUUCACCUCCAUGCAGUGGCAGCCUACCUCUCUUUUAAUAAGGUCUUUCUCCACAGCCCCCUGGAGAGAACAACGUGCAUCCUAGCCUCAUGCAUUAUAUAUUAAAGUAAUUACACCAAGGCCAAGUAUUUAGUGUCAGGGGACAUGUUGCUUAAUUCAACCUAUAACUCACAGUUUAUAAGACAUCAUUCAUGUUUUGAAAAAAUAAAAGACACAUUUGAUCUGAAAAUGGACAACAUCUUCUUCUUCUUUUUCUUACUUUCUUUCUUUUUCUUUUUUCUUCUUGGUUUCGGAGGGAGGGCGGAGGAGGAGGCGGAGGCGGGCUGGAGGAGGAGGAGGAGGCGGAGGAGGAGGAUGAUUGAGGGGCGGAGGAGGACGGAGGAGAGGUAGGAUCGUCUUCUGUCGGCUUAUUCGUCUUCGGAUGGAUGGAUUCGUUUCUGAUCUGGGUGUCUCUUCGUAUGUCGUCUGUCUUCUUUGUCUUAUCUUUUCUCGUCUUUCUUUCUUCUUCUCUUCUUCUUCUUCUUCUUUCUUUCUUUCGCCUUAUUGAGACCUAGCAGUGGAAUGGUUUGGUGGCGGACAGGGGUGUUUGUUGUUUUUCUGACAGCCCUUAUGAGACUUGCGUGUGUGUGUUGUGCCGACAGGUAGACUGUGUGAGGGAGUGCAGGGAGGAUGAGUUCCUGUGCCUGAACAGAGCUCACUGCAUCCCCAGCCGCUGGCACUGUGAUGCCCUGCCUGACUGUGUGGAUCACAGUGAUGAGCAUAACUGUGUCCAGGGUGAGCCUAGAACACACACUCGUUCAUACACACACACCACACACACAAUGUUCUUUACAGCAUGUGUGAUGUAUUAUUCACUCAGUCAGUGUUAUGUUAAAAGUGUGUGUCCAUUGCCGUCUCCUUUCAGUCAGAGUGCUCUCUGUAAUGGUGAGGAGAGGUUGAUGGGUGCACUGGUGGAAAAAGUACCCAAUUGUCAUGCUUGAAUAAAAGUAAAAAUACCUUAAUAGGAAAUGACUCAAGUGAAAGUCACCCAGUAAAAUACUGCUUGAGUAAAAGUAUUUGGUUUUAAAUAUACUUAAGUGUCAAAACUAAAUAUAAUUGCUAACAUAUACUUAAGUAUCAAAAGUAAAAAUAUAAAUCAUUUAAAAUUCUUUAUUUUAAGCAAACCAGACGGCUUUUUAAAAAUGUGUUUACGGCUAACCAGGGGCACACUCCAACACUCCAACAUAAUUUACAAACAACACAUUUGUGUUUAGUGAGUCCGCCAGAUCAGAGACAGUAGGUAUGACCAGGGAUGUUCUCUUGAUAAGUGCAUGAGUUUUCCAUUUUCGUGUCCUGCUAAGCAUUCUAAAUGAGUACUUUUGGGUGUCAGGGAAAAUGUAUGGAGUAAAAAGUACAUUAUUUUCUUUAAGAAUGCAGUAAAGUAAAAGUUACUAAAUAUAAAUAGUAAAGUAAAGUACAGAUACCCCAAAAAAACUACUUAAGGAGUACUUUAAAUAAUUUUUACUUAAGUACUUUACACCACUGGAUGGGUGAGGCAAGUGGAAAGUGGGUUGCAGUAUUAAUCAAUAUAGAGAGAAACAGCUGUACCCUCAUCUUCUCAGAAAAGCAGUCAAGCUCAAACUAUUGCAGAGGUGUGGACUCGAUUCACAUGACUCGGACUCGAGUCUGACUCUAAUCAAAAAUGUCAUGACUUGAGACUCGACUUCGACUUGGAGCCUCAAGACUCGGGACUCGACUUUGACUAGAGACUGAUGACUUGAAGUGAUCUGGACAGGUUUGUAAGUCAUUUUGAGGCACAGUCUCAGUGGAUUACUUUCCACGCAGCCAGAGACAGUAGCCGCAGCAUCGCACUUGCAAAGAAAACGUGCAACAGAUUGGCUAGUGAAACACACACUCUGCCCACUGAUUGGACCAGCAAACGGUCAAUCAACACAGGUUGGGUGAGCUAUUGAACAGAUUGCUGAUUUGCUGUACAGCAAUAGGAUCGGGUGCAGGUCAAAUGUCAAAUUGUAGGGAGAGAGGACUGCCAUAGAUAAAUAUGAAGCUCAAAAUAUUGUUUGAUGAUCAAGAAUAUUUUACUGUUUACUUUGCAAGCUCACCAGCAAUGGGGCAUCAAGCAACAAUUACUAGCAUAUGCCUACUGGUCUUUUGGUAUGUCAAAAUUGCUUGAAAUUGAUCAUGUACUUAUACAUUUUGCAUUUGGAAUUUGUUGUUAAAAUUAAUUGUUAUAUAAUCAAAAUGUGUUGUAGACAAAAUAAUGAAAAGGGCUGUCUGAAAGCCUCAAUAAAUAGACAAAGAUUUGUAGUUAAACAAGUCGUUGUAUUUUUUGUGUUAUUGACUUGACCAGUUCUACUUGAGACUUGAGACUUGAGACUUGAGACUUGAGACUUGAGACUUGAGACUUGAGACUUGAGACUUGAGACUUGAGACUUGAGACUUGAGACUUGAGACUUGAGACUUGGGACCUUGAGACUUGAGACUUGCUUGUGACUCAGAUAAUAGUGACUUGGUCCCACCUCUGACCUAUUGAGUAUUACUCUCCUGGCGACCUGGGAAAAAUCUUAUUUUGGCGAAAAAACAUAUUUAGGUGACAAAUAAUAUUUAGGUGACAAAUAAUAUUUUGGUAACAAAUCGUAUUUUUCUCAAAAAACUUAUUUUGGGUGAAAAACCUUAUUUAUUGUGAAAAAUCGUAUUUUUUGUGAAAAAUCAUAUUUUGGUGAAAGAUCAAAUUUUGGUGAAAAAACAUAUUUUGUUUCCUACUAUAUUGUUUCUCUUGCAGCAGCCCACUCUUGCCGUGCGGAUGAGUUUGUCUGUACCAACACACUGUGUAAGCUUUACAUCUGGGUGUGUGAUGGAGAGGAUGACUGUGGAGAUAACUCUGAUGAAGACUCUGACAUGUGUGCUAAACUACCGUGUCCACCGAGCAGACCCUACCGCUGUAGGAACGACAGGGUGUGUCUGCGCUCGGAGCAGGUGUGCAACAGAGUCGACGACUGUGGGGACAACUCCGAUGAAGACGAUUGUGGUGAGUCCAAUCAUGUCUGUUAACCUUUGAACUCAAUCAUUCAGAUGAUCACAAAUAACCCAGAAUCACAGAGCUCCUCUGUUUUUUCUACAUGUUUUAUUUCACCUUUAUUUUAGGGAAUCCCAUUGAGACCAACAUCUCUUUACAAGGGAGUCCUGUACAUACACAAUUUACAAAUACAACAUCAUACAAAUAUACAACAUUACAAAUCAUACUCAAGAGAAACAAUCCCAUUCCUUAGCAAAGAGGUCCCCAAUCAACCAUUUGAACUGCUCGAGAGGCACCAUUACGUCUAGUUAUAUAGCUGGCUAACAGCUAUUGUGUGCGUGCACACAUACAUACACUACAUACACAUCAUUGUUGGUGUAAAAAGUAAAAGCUAGAGAUAGCAGUAGCCAAGCUAUGGUGUAUAAACAUGCCUGUUCUAUCUUUGGCCCCAUGGCUGUUACAUUCUCCUUAUCCCCCUGGCUUGUCCUGUAACCUGGAUCAGAAGACAUGAUGCGGAUCCCUAGGCCCUGUGGGAAGGCGGAGUUCGCCUGCAGUAACCAUCGCUGCAUCCCGCAGGAGCUGCAGUGUGACCUGUUCGAUGACUGUGGAGACGGGGGCUCGGAUGAACAGGAAUGUAAAGGUGGUAGGUGGCUUCUAAAGUCUCUCGCUCUCUCUCUUCGAUGUUGAUCUUUGUCUCGCUAUCGCUCUCUUUCAAAAUAUCCCUCCCUCGAUAUCGAUCUCAAUCUCUCUAUCUGUCUCGCUCUCGUUCUCUCUCGCUCUCUCGCUCCCCCUCUGUCUCUGUCUCUGUAUCUAUCUCUGUAUCUAUCAAUCUCUCUCUCUCUCUCUCUCUCUCUCUCUCUCUCUCUCUCUCUCUCUCUCUCUCUCUCUCUCUCUCUCUCUCUCUCUCUCUCUCUCUCUCUCUCUCUCUAUGUCUAUCUGUCUUUCUCUGCACAUUUCAGUUCAGAUUCAGUUCGUCUCAGUACUCCCAAGAAAUAUUGUAUAAGGAAGGAAGGAUAAGUCCCACAUAAUAUAAUGCUCUCUCCUGGAUGGAACAUGCUGAAAUAAAAACAGAACUGAAAUAAAACAUAAAAUAAUGUAUACUAGUCCCCGAUUCUGGGAACUGUCAGCUUUAACAACAUCUGUGCACUCAGGGCAUGUUUAUUCCCAGCAUGUAAAGUACUCUAUUUACAAAAGCUGAAUGAGAGAGAAAAGUGGUGUACUGACUGUGCUAAUGGAUGGUCUUUAUUAUUCAAAUCACCAUGUUACAUUUUCAGUUUAUGAAUCAAUGCACAUUCUUAGAAAAAAAAGUAUGAAAAGGUUAUUCGGCUGUCCCUAUAGGAGAACCCUUUGAAGAACCCUUUUGGGUUCCUUGUAGAAACCAAAAAGGUUUCUACCUGGAACCAAUAAGGGUUCUCCUAUGGGGACAGCCGAAGAACCCUUUUGGAACACUUUUUUCUAAGAGUGCACAAACAGCAUCCGACUUACACCAUAUAAGAUGUGUUAUUGUGAUGUCCAUGUUUUAUACAGUGGUUUCCAAGGAAGGAGUAUGUGGAGAGAGAGUGGGUCUAUGUGGAGAUGACGCCGUCUGCAAUAAUACAGGAACAGAUUCACUCUGUCAGUGCAAGGCUGGCUUUCAGAGGAGCCAGACAACAAGGCAAUGUGAAGGUACAGUACAGUGAUGAUGUCACCUUUUCUUUGUCUCAGGGUUUUCUUUUGCAUUCACUUGCUGCUAAGAGUUUGAAAUGUUAAGUUGUCAUUAAAAUAGAAGACCACACUUUACAGGACAUGCACCAUCGUGUCAAGUCUGUCCUUAUCACUGCAGAAAAGCUCUGGUAGCUCCUGACAACUGGACAAUGGCAAUGUGUAGCGUAUCUACUAUGCCUUGUCUUUCUUUUUGAUAAAUGUGUUGGGCUAGUUUUAGAUAUGAACUGUCAAAGAUAGAAUUUGUACUACUCCUAAGAGGUUAUCUCAUAGGACAGAGCACAGACAGAAUUGUGAUGAAACCUAUUUUAAUAAUGUAUGGCUUUAUGGGAAUUAUAACCUGCUUUCUUUAUCUAUUUCUCAGAGAUCAAUGAAUGUCUUCAGUUUGGCAUGUGCUCGCACUACUGCACCAAUACUAAAGGAUCCUUCAAGUGCACAUGUGACCGUAACUUUAAAGAAAUCGAUGGUGAAUGUAUAACCAAAGGUAAGAGCUUACCAUUACUAUUUUGAUUGCAUAUACAGUACAUAAUCAAAUGCAUGACAAUUUGAGAUUCACACAUCACAUCAAAAUUAUACUUAAUUAUGCUUGAUCAAUUAUGCAUCACAAUUAUUCUGAUUGCUGCGAUCUGUUUUGAUUAUAAUAUGCUAAUUGUGUAGAAGCUACUUUGAAUAUGCUUAUUGUAAUCUGGAAUGUACACUCUUUAUAUUUAUGCUAUUUCCUUUGUGUUUUUUCUUCUAUCUUAAUGAACUCAAUGGGCAGGACCAGAAGAUCAAGUGCUCUACGUUGCUAAUGACACUGAAAUCCGAAGUUUUGUCUAUCCGUUUAAGCAGAGCCACGGACAGAAACUGCAUGCUCGCAUCGAGGACAAUACUAAAAUCAUUGGGAUGGACGCUCUCUUUCACCGACACAAGUUUGUCUGGGCCACACAGUUUAACCCUGGUGGAAUGUUUUACAAAGACAUCGUAGACAGAAGUCUCACUAAGUCAAAUAGCGGAAUCAUAGUAAGUAAAGGUUUUGAGUGGGCUAGAGGUAGAGGGUUAUGACUUAUUAUAAACUAGGUGGUUCAAGCCCUGAAUGCUGAUUGUCUGAAAGCCGUGGUAUAUUAGACCGUAUACACUCUAAAUAUGCUCCCAACAAUUCAAAUAGCGGAAUCAUAGUAAGUAAAGGUUUUGAGUGGGCUAGAGGUGGACGGUUAUUACUUAAUGUAAUCAAUGUUAUUACUGUAUCUGAAUGUUGUGUAUUUUAUCUGUUAAAUCACGCUCUAAAUGUGCUCCCAACAAUUGGCUGUACCCAUUAAAUUGUUGGGAGCAUAAUUUAGUGUGCGACUUUCUUUAUUUUUUAUACAGUUUACCCUCAAUCAGCACCUCUAUAAACAUUUUUGGGUUGCAUUAACAUAUUAAUCUGUUACAUAGUAUGAGUGUUGGGAUUAGUUACUUGAAAAGGUAAUAUAUUACAAUGUUACUUUGUGUGGAAAGUAAUGCAUUAUAUUACUCGUUAUAGUACUUUGUGUUACUUUCAUGAAAACAAUCUCCAAAUCUCGCAGUUGGUUUGACAGUCGGAGGGAGCAAGGCCAGCCGUUUACGUUCUACCAAAGAUAGGCUACUAAUUUCUCCUUUCAUCUAUGGCGCUGCUUAACUUUUCUUUGUUUUUCUUGCAUGUCCUAGACAAUUACAUACUAAUAUGUACAUACCAAUAUGUACAGUGGGAAAACAAACAAAAAAUAUGUAGAAACCCCAAAACAAAAACAUACAAAUGAAAAAGGACAAAACAAAACAGAUUAAAGACAAAUAUGUUUCAGUAUUUCCAAAUUCAAUGAGUCUAUUCAAAUGUUAUUCUCAAAGGCUACCAACCCAGAGCCACAUAGGAAAACAGAUUGUUUAAAAAGACAGAGAAGGACAAUGCUAUCUCCCAUCCGCAAGACCAAACAUUGUUGUUAAAUUAGCUAUUGCAAGUGAGAGAUAGCAUGUGACCAAUUGACCAGAAUUUCGGCCUUGGCUCCACACAGUCUGGCAGUGGAUCUUUCCAGCUGUGCAAUGUCCAAGUACAUAAGCAACCAAAAUCUGCAAAGGGCAAUACCCAGUUCAAACCAAUUCCUUAGAAUAGUUUUUUUGCCUGCUGUUAUUGCAGCCAUAACAAUCCGCUCAGUUGGUAGAGCAUGGCGCUUGCAAUGCCAGGGUUGUGGGUUCGUUUCCCACGGAGGGCCAGUAUGAAAAUGUAUGCACUCACUAACUGUAAGUCGCUCUGGAUAAGAGCGUCUGCUAAAUGACUAAAAUGUCAAAUGUAAAUAGAUACACUAUAUAUACAAAGGUAUGUGGACACCCUUUGAGAUUUGUGGAUUUGGCAAUUUCAGCCGCACCCAUUGCUGACAGGUGUAUAAAAGCGAGCGCACAGCCAUGCAAUCUCCAUACACAAACAUUGGCAAUAGAAUAGCCUUAAUGAAGAGCUCAGUGACUUUCAACAUGGCACCAUCAUAGGAUGCCACCUUUCCAACAAGUCAGUUCGUCAAAUUUCUGACCUGCUAGAGCUGCCACGGUCAACUGUAAGUGCUGUUAUUGUGAAGUGGAAACAUCUAGGAGUAACAAUGGCUCAGCCGCAAAGUGUUAGGCCACACAAGCUCUCAGAACGGGACCGCCGAGUGCUGAAGCGCGUAGCGCGUAAAAAUCGUCUGUCCUCGGUUGCAACACUCACUACCGAGUUCCAAAAUGCCUCUGGCUGAAUGGAAGCAAGUCCCCGCAGCAAUGUUCUAGUGGAAAGCCUUCCCAGAGGCUGUUAUAGCAGCAAAGGGGGGACCAAUUCCAUAUUAAUGCCCAUGAUUUUGGAAUAAGAUGUUCAAUGAGCAGGUGUCCACAUACUUUUCGUAAUGUAGUGUAUAUCUAUGUCCUUAAAGAGUGAACUUGGGGGAGGAAGAGGAAGCAUUGAAAACAGGAAAUUAAUACGGGGGAGUACAUUCAUUUUAAUAACCGAAACUCUCCCAUAAAGAGUAACAUGAAGUGGAGACCAUCUACUUUAUUUUUUCCAAUGUUGCACUGAAAUUCUCAUUAACAAUUAGUUCCAAAUUGGAUCGAAAUAAUCUCUUAUUUUCUAAAGUGAUAGGUAAAGAGGGUAAUGUGAUUUGUUUGGCUGUGGCGUUUAGAGGCAUUAAGAUAUUUUAUAGCCAGAGAAGGAGCCCAAUUCUUUAGAGGUCAAGUACGUGUGAUAGAGAAUUAGAGACGUCGGACAAAUAGAGUAAGAUGUCAUCAGCAUACAGAGAGAUAUGGUGGACUGUUUCUUUGAUCUUAAUAGGUGAAAUGUAAAUGUUUUGCAUAAUGGGCUAGCGGUGCUAAUUAAAGUGCAAAUAGGCCGGGACUCAGAGGACAACCCUGUCAUGUGGAUCUUUGUAGGACAAUCUCGGGGGCGGCGGAAUGGCCAGUCUGGACAUGGGCAGUGGGGCCUGGACAGUGGGGAGAACAAGUAUUUGAUACACUGACGAUUUUGCAGGUUUUCCUACUUACAAAGCAUGUAGAGGUCUGUAAUUUUUAUCAUAGGUACACUUCAAUUGUGAGAGACGGAAUCUAAAACAAAAAUCCAGAAAAUGACAUUGUAUGAUUUCCUAGUAAUUCAUUUAAAUUUUAUUGCAUGACAUAAAUAUUUGAUCACCUACCAACCAGUAAGAAUUCCGGCUCUCACAGACCUGUUAGUUUUUCUUUAAGAAGCCCUCCUGUUCUCCACUCAUUACCUGUAUUAACUGCACCUGUUUGAACUCGUUACCUGUAUAAAAGACAUCUGUCCACACACUCAAUCAAACAGACUCCAACCUCUCCACAAUGGCCAAGACCAGAGAGCUGUGUAAGGACAUCAGGGAUGAAAUUGUAGACCUGCACAAGGCUGGGAUGGGCUACAGGACAAUAGGCAAGCAGCUUGGUGAAAAGGCAACAACUGUUGGCGCAAUUAUUAGAAAAUGGAAGUUCAAGAUGAUGGUCAAUCACCCUCGGUCUGGGGCUCCAUGCAAGAUCUCACCCCGUGGGGCAUCAAUGAUCAUGAGGAAGGUGAGGGAUCAUCCCAUAACUACACGGCAGGACCUGGUCAAUGACCUGAAGAGAGCUGGGACCACAGUCUCAAAGAAAACCAUUAGUAACACACUACGCCGUCAUGGAUUAAAAUCCUGCAGCGCACGCAAGGUCCCCCUGCUCAAGCCAGCGCAUGUCCAGGCCCGUCUGAAGUUUGCCAAUGACCAUCUGGAUGAUCCAGAGGAGGAAUGGGAGAAGGUCAUGUGGUCUGAUGAGACAAAAAUAGAGCUUUUUGGUCUAAACUCCACUUGCCGUGUUUGGAGGAAGAAGAAGGAUGAGUACAACCCCAAGAACACCAUCCCAACCGUGAAGCAUGGAGGUGGAAACAUAAUUCUUUGGGGAUGCUUUUCUGCAAAGGGGACAGGACGACUGCACCGUAUUGAGGGGAGGAUGGAUGGGGCCAUGUAUCAUGAGAUCUUGGCCAACAACCUCCUUCCCUCAGUAAGUGCAUUGAAGAUGGGUCAUGGCUGGGUCUUCCAGCAUGACAACGACCCAAAACACACAGCCAGGGCAACUAAGGAGUGGCUCCGUAAGAAGCAUCUCAAGGUCCUGGAGUGGCCUAGCCAGUCUCCAGACCUGAACCCAAUAGAAAAUCUUUGGAGGGAGCUGAAAGUCCGUAUUGCCCAGCGACAGCCCCGAAACCUGAAGGCUCUGGAGAAGGUCUGUAUGGAGGAGUGGGCCAAAAUCCCUGCUGCAGUGUGUGCAAACCUGGUCAAGACCUACAGGAAACGUAUGAUCUCUGUAAUUGCAAACACAGGUUUCUGUACCAAAUAUUAAGUUCUGCUUUUCUGAUGUAUCAAAUACUUAUGUCAUGCAAUAAAAUGCAAAUUAAUUACUUAAAAAUCAUACAAUGUGAUUUUCUGGAUUUUUGUUUUAGAUUCCGUCUCUCACAGUUUAAGUUUACCUAUGAUAAAAAUUACAGACCUCUACAUGCUUUGUAAGUAGGAAAACCUGCAGUGUAUCAAAUACUUGUUCUCCCCACUGUAUAUAGGGUGCGGACCAUACUAUACUGAACAAAAAUAUAAAUGCAACAUGCAACAAUUUCAACGAUUUUAGUGAGUUACAGUUCAUAUAAGAAAUUAAUCAAGUGAAAUAAACUCAUUAGGCCCUAAUCUAUGGAUUUCACAUGACUGAGCAGGGGCGCAGCCAUGGGUGGGGCUGGGAGGGCAUAUGCCCACCCACUGGGGAGCCAGGCCUACCCACUGGGGAGCCAGACCCAGCCAAUCAGAAUUAGUUUUCCCCACAAAAGUGCUUUAUUACAGACAGAAAUACUCCUCAGCAACCCCCCCGCCAAAUUCUGUAAAAUGCGGCUUAUGGUAGAGAAAUUAACAUUCAAUUCUAUGGCAACAGCUCUGGUGGACACUCCUGAAGUCAGCAUGCCAAUUGCACGCUCCCUCAAAACUUGAGACAUCUGUGGUGUUGUGUGACAAAACUGCACAUUUUAGAGUGGCCUUUCAUUGUCCCCAGCACAAGGUGCACCUGUGUAAUGAUCAUGCUGUUUUAAUCAGCUUCUUGAUAUGUCACACGUGUCAGGUGAAUGGAGUAUCUUGGCAAAGGAGAAAUGCUCACUAACAGGGAUCUAAACAGAUUUGUGCACAAAAUUUGAGAGAAAUAACAUUUUUCCGCAUCUGGAAAAUUUCUGGGAUCUUUUAUUUCAGCUCAUGAAACAUGGGACCAACACUUUACAUGUUGCGUUUGUAUUUUUGUUCAGUAUACUGUUCAGUAUACAAGUUCAAAAACAGUCCAUUCAACACGAUCAAACCACCUUCUCUGCAUCUAAUGAGAGGACAGUGCAAGCCUGUGGUUGAGAGGCAGUGGAGUCUAUAAUAUGGAAUAGGCAGUAUAUGUCGUCUGAAGCCAACCAACCCUUUAUGAAUCCUGAUUGGUCAGAAUUAACCAAUGAUGAUAUGCAAGUCUGUAGUCUUUUUGACAAGACCUUCGCAAAGAGUUUAAAAUCACAUUUCAAAAUUGAUAAGGGCCUGUAGCUUGAACAUUCAAGUGGGUCCACACCUUUCAAUAGCAGGGAAAUAAUAGCUUUUUUGUGGUCCCUAUGGAAUGUCCCAAUCUCCAGCGAGUGUUUGAUUGAGUCUAGUAAUACAGAUCCGACUAAAUCCCACACAGCCAACAAUAAUUUAGGAGGGAUACCAUCCAACCCUGGAGACUUGGAUUUUGACAUUGAAUCAAAGGCAGUCUUCAGUUCUGCCAAGGAGAUGGGAGCAUCUAAUAGACUGACUUGAUUAAGAGAAAGGGAAGGAAGUUCCAAGACAUUUUUAAAGGACAACAUCUUCCUAUAGUCUUUAGGGAGCUCAGAAGGAAACAGAUUGGAAUACAAAGUAGUGAAAGUAUGAUUAAUUUGGGAGGGAAAGCUACAAAGGUCAGCGUUAUUGUUCCUAAUGACAUCAAUAGAUGACAAAUAUUCAAUUUGCUUUAGUUUCAUUGCCAAGUGCCUACUCGGUCUAUCCGCAUUCUCAUAGUCAUUCUGUCUCGCUUUCAAAUGAAUAAAUUCAGCCCUAGAACUAGUCACCAUCUUAUUCUCAGUUUUAAGAAUGGUGAGUUCUCUCUGCCCAUCUUCAGUGUAGUUAGACUUUUGCAUCAACUCUAGAUGGGCUAUUUCUCUCUCUAAUUAAGAAAGCUGAUGGUUGUGUUUUUUAUUCUGAUUUGAUAUUCCUAUAAUGCAACACUUUGUUACUUCCCAUAAUGUAUGUUGGCCUACCCCUGGUUGUGCAUUAACCUUUAAGAAAUCAAAAUGUAGUUUAAGAAUUCCCUAUCCUGCAAAAGAAAAACAAUGAAACGCCAUCUCUUAAAACCUGUGAAUCCUGGAGAAAUCUCAAAAGAAAUCAAUAAGGGAGAAUGGUCAGAUAACAGCAUAGGUAAAAUGUUUGCAUGGGAUAUACAUUUCAGAAAAACAGGGGAGGUGAAGACAUAAUCAAUUUGUGAGAAAGACUGAUGAUGGGGAGAAAAUAAGAUAUCAUCUCUAGUACUAGAAUUCCUUAGGCGCCAGCCAUCCACGAUGCUCAAGUCAUCUAAAAUGGUCUUAAUAUAAUUUGAAGGUGCCCGGAGUGCCAAGAUAUUAGCACUGGUGGUAUUAAUAGUAGGAUCUAGAGUCAAGUUAAAAUCUCCCCCAAGGAUGGUCACUGAGUCUGGGAAGUCUAACAAUUUAAGCUUCAGGUCUUCAAAAAAGGAUUUAUGAAAAGCAUUUGGUACAUAAAUGGAGGACAAAGAUAAUGUAGUGCAGAGGUAUAACAAUACUGACCAUCAGUGUCUCCCCCAGAGACCCCCACCUUCAUAUUAAGAUUCAUUUUAAUUACAGUCAUAGCACCCUUGGUUUUGUUCGGGGCACAAGAGUAGGCUAUUAUCUUAUAAAAUGUAUUCUGACAUCUAUUGAUAUCAGUGGCUUUCAAAUGGCUCUGCUGUAGGAAGGCGAAAUUAUAUUUGUACAUUGUAAGUACUCUAAACAAGUUAAGAGGUUAAGACUAUCCAUGAGUUAGCUUGAGAUGUAAAUAUAUCCAAAAGCCUGAGAUUUGAAAACACUUCGCACAGAGUUGAGAUAGAAAUACUGUUCAGACAAACCCCAAAUUGAUCGUGCAGUCUACAAUUGUGAAUACAUACAAAUUCUAUAGUAUUUAAAAUGUAAUUAAAAUAACCAACAGAAAAAAAAACUUCAUAGAAAAGGCCAGUAUGCCAGGGGACAAAAGGGUUUACCCCCGAGAGAGCGACGGCUAGUAGACCUGAGUUGGCAGUCCCUUGGAUGCUGACACAAUAUGGGGACGCCAUGCAAACCUUUCCUGUGCUGCGCUAUCAUAUGGGCUGCUUAAUUAGCCAUAUAUAUCCUAUCUUUUCAUUCAAAAUCUUUCUCUCGAGCCACCAGUUCUGGUUAUAGACCGCACAUAGGCUACACGGACCCAUAGAGAUGUAUAGAGGGCACACUUGCCACUAGACAGUAAAGCCCUCUAUGGGCUUUGCUAUCACAGAAGCGAUCAAUGGCAAAGAUCAGAGGUGUGCCCUCUAUACAUUUUUAUGGAGGCAGCUGUCCUGACAUUUCUCCAAACAGCCUUUCUCCACUCGCUCGAAAACUAAAUGAGGAAACAAGUCAAGAUCAGAUCAUGCAAACAGAUUCUGAAAGUAACACACGUGUUAGUUGACAAGUAACUAAUAAUAUUACCCAAUUUUAAAAAGUAACACGUUACUUUACUCCAUUACUCGUAAAAGUAAUCGGAUGAUGUAUUACCCCCAACACUGCAUAUUAACACCUUUUGGAAAUCACUAAAGUAAGGAAAAUAUCUGAAGUUCUUAGUUAUUUCUCCUGAAAAUGCAACCUUGAAAAUAUUAAAUUAGUUUUGAUGGUAGCAAUUCCAAGUUCCAUACUCUCAUACGACAGACAUGAGUGUAGCAAAGCGAGACUAUUUCCUCAGUGACUGGUUUCCAUCUGGAUCUCUAAACUAUUUAACUGCUCUCCCUAUGAGACCAGAAUAGAACAGAACAGGACCUAACAGCCACUCAAUAUCUCGGACAUUAAUUGGUUUGAUUUGAGCCCUGGGAAAGGGAGGGAAGGGGACAGAACACAGGAGCCCCCAAAGACCACACUGUGUGACUUCAAAGAGCACUGUGGCACUGAUUUGUCACUUGAACUGAAAUUAUAGACAAAAGUAUAUGGACACCCCUUCAAAUUAGUGGAUUCGACUAUUUCAGCCACACCAGUUGCUGACAGGUGUAUAAAAUCGAGCAGACAGCCAUGCAAUCUCUAUAGACAAGCAUUGGCAGUAGAAUGGCCUUACUGAAGAGCUCAGUGACUUUCAAUGUGGCACCAACCAGUCAGUUCAUCAAAUUUCUGCCCUCCUAGAGCUUGCUCAGUCAACUUUAAGUGCUGUUAUUGUGAAGUGGAAGCGUCUAGGGGCAACAACUGCUCAGUUGCAAAGUGGUAGGCCACACGAGCUCACAGAACGGGACCACCGAGUGCUGAAGUGCGAAGCCCGUAAAAAAUAAUAUGUCCUCGGUUGCAACACUCACUAACUGCCUCUGAAAGCAACAUCAGCACAAUAACUGUUUGUUGGGAGCUUCAUGGAAUGGGUUUCCAUGGCCGAGCAGCCACACACAAGCCUAAGAUCACCAUGCGCAAUACCAAGCAUCGGCUGGAGUGGUGUAAAGCUCGCCGCCUUUGGACUCUGGAGCAGUGGAAACGCAUUCUCUGGAGUGAUGAAUCACGCUUCACCAUCUGGCAGUCCGACAGACAAAUCUGGGUUUGGCGGACGCCAGGAGAAUGCUACCUGCCCAAAUGCACAGUGCCAACUGUAAAGUUUGAUGGAGGAGGAAUAAUGAUCUGGGGCUGUUUUUCAUGGUUUGGGCUAGGACCCUUAGUUCCAGUGAAGGGAAAUCGUAACGCUACAGCAUACAAUUACAUUCUAGACGAUUCUGUGCUUCCAACUUUGUGACAACAGAAUGGGGAAGGCCCUUUCCUGUUUCAGCAUGACAAUGCCCCCGUGCACAAAGCGAGGUCCAUACAUAAAUGGUUUGUUGAGAUCGGUGUGGAAGAACUUAACUGGCCUGCACAGAGCCCUGACCUCAACCCCAUCAAACACUUUUGGGAUGAAUUGGAACGCUGACUGCGAGCCAGGCCUAAUUAUCCAACAUCAGUGCCCAACCUCACUAAUGGUCUUGUGGCUGAAUGAGGCUGUUGUAGCAGCAAAGGGGGGACCAACUCCAUAUUAAUGCCCAUGAUUUUGGAAUGAGAUGUUUGACGAGCAGGUGUCCACAUACUUUUGGUCUAGUAGUGUAUUUUGACAGAGAGAGAGAGAGAGAGAGAAAGGGAGAGAGAGAAUGUGUGUGUCUACAUGCUCUAGGUUUUUAAGUCAAUUUCCAGGUAAGCAGUAUGAAAGUCACGUCAGUAAAUGUGUAAACACAUUCUUCUUCUGCAGUGUCCUGACUUCAGAAGGCCCAGGGAUAUAUCUGCAGAUUGGGUGACUGGCAACAUCUACUGGACAGACCACUCUAGGAUGCACUGGUUUAGCUACUACAACGCCCACUGGAGGAGGCUCAGAUAUUCCAUCAACGUGGGCCAGCUGGGAGGGCCAAACUGCUCUCUUCUCAUCACAGACAUCGCUGGGGAGCCUUACUCUAUCACUGUUAACCCAGCUCGAGGGUAAGAUUAAUCCUUACAUUAAUUACAUUUUAGUUGCUAGAUAAAACAACCACAUAUCACAUUGACACAUUUUAGACUUAGACUAUAUUUUCUCUUUGGACAGAUACACAACAGAUUAUGCCUGGUCCUCUGCUCUGUCCUUUAUACCUGUAAAAAUGACCUAUACUUCCUUUACUUACUUCCUGUACUUCCUAUAGGAUGAUGUACUGGACAGUGGUAGGAGACCACUCCCACAUCGAGGAGGCUGCCAUGGAUGGGUCUAUGAGGAGAAUCUUACUGGAGAAGAACCUCAGGAGACCCAGUGGUAGGUGUUCUGGAACUUCUGGUCAUGUGACAUAGAACAAUACCUUCAGUAAGCACCCAUAAGCAGGAAGUAUGGAGCUGUGUACUUGUAUAUUUGCUAAUCAAUAUCUGGUUUAUUUUAGUGUAGAGUGAUACAUUUUGAUAGAAUGCAGCACCUGUCAGAAGGAAAGUUUGCUGCACUUUACAACAGCUCACAUAGAGCGAAUAAUAUAUUUUACAUCUUCACAGGACUUGCCAUUGAUUAUUUCAACCAGCGUUUGUACUGGGCUGAUACAGAGUUGUCUGUGAUUGGGAGCGUUCGAUUCGAUGGAUCGGACUCUGUGGUGGUGGUGAGCAGUACACAUGGUGAGCAAAGCACAGACUAACACAGAAGACAUGCAUGUCCUUAACCCUUUACACUCAUUGAAAUUGGCCUAUAUGGAUAGGGCAAAAUUGAAAUGUUUCCUACAGAAGUAAUACGGAAAGCAUAUGCAUAACCAUGGUAGCAAUUAAAAGGGAACAGUUUGGAGAUUAUGGGAAAAUGAUUAGACUAAAGGUGAGUACACAACAGUUUACCUGACACAAGACUGAAUCCAAACAUUACACUGUUGAUUUGAUGUGCAUUUGACAUUUUUGCCGCAUUUGUUGAUAAUGAAAUCUGAAAAUACUCUGAAUACGUUCAGUAACAUAAGAAUAUUAUUGUAAAGUUUGGGGUAGGUGCAACAUAAGACAAAAAUUGGUGUCUCCAAGUGGCCACAUACCUCUCCAAAGUGUGCACAGUUCCUAAGUAAUUUCAAUGAAGUCAAAUAACGUAUUCAACUAUAAGGUACUUUUUCUUUAGCUCUGCUAGCUGUGCCGUUGAGGAAUUAGAGCAAGCACACUUGUAGUUGUUUUGUUUGGAACACAGCCCUGCAUGCCCGCCUUUACACUAUUACUGUUGUUGUUUACGCAAUCCAAUAAAUAAAUCGCAAUCUGAGUCAGGUGGGCAUGGUUGGUUGAAAGCUUGUUCUAUUGCCAACAUAACUAGCUAAAUUAUAAAAUACGAUCUUACAGUGUUAGGCUUUCACAAGGCAAUUCAGAGAAGCAGAUCGUAAUUUUGGUGCGCAUAGAAUGGAGUCAUGAGUGCAUUCAGAUGCGUGUGCCGCGGCAAAUUCGCUUCACAAUACAACAAACAUAGGCUCAUUCUGUUCAGGACAACACGGGUAUAACGCCAUGUCAUCUUGUAACUACAUCAAACAUAGUGAUCAUAAACGUUGACACUGUAUAUUAAAUGAGUUUUAUGAUAGGGAAAUGUGAAGCGCGCAUUUGGACUCACAGGUGUUUGGCUUGCUUGUAUGACAUCAAAGCAGUAUUUUUUAUCAUCCUCAACAUCCCGUCUUUCAAAAUACAUUGAGUCAUCUUAAUUUACAGCAUUUCCCUCGCUCAGACAGCCAAAAAUUUGCUAAAGUUGCCCAAUUAGCAGGAGGGAUGGGGGCAACUUCCUGUCGCAUGCGGUGCUCAAGUUCAGAGCGGUUGUCAGUCAAAACCCAUACAGAGCUCUGAUGUCAUGUCACUGUACAGCCACUGCGUUCCAAUUUAGGCGCUUAUCAGUGUCCAUAUCUGCCAUUUUCAACCCGUAUACAGGUACGAGUGUAAAGGGCUAUGUUGCAGGUUGCAUCUUCUUUAAUUGUCCAUUCCCUCAACUUUUUGUCAUUCUUAUCAAAUGCGCCCGGCUCAUCCCUUCAAGGGUGGAGGGUAGAGCAAUAGAAAAUGUUGCAAAAUAUUAUUUGCUAUUAUUUGGAAUUCAGAUUAAUUAUUGAGGGGCCCAUUUUCUCCCUUACUAGUCUAGUGUUACAGUUGUUACCACUUGUUCUCUCCCAAGGUCUUUCCCAGCCUGUAAGGAUUGAUAUCUUUGAGGACUAUAUCUAUGGGAUCGGGAUGAGGAAUGAUGUCUUCCGGGUCCAUAAGUACGGAAAACAGCCAAUGGAACGGCUCCAUCUGGGAGUAGAGAGACCCUCCAUUAUCUUGGUCCUCCAUCGCUUCAAACAGCAAGAUGGUAGGCUAACAAUCACCUUAACAAUCACUUUCUCUUUCCCCAUUCUCUUUCUUUCCGUCUCUCUCUUUCUCUCCUCUCACUCUGUCGGUCUGUCUGUCUGUCGGUCUGUCUCACUCUCACUCUCUCUCUCUCUGUCUCUCUCUCUCUCUCUCUCUCUCUCUCUCUCUCUCUCUCUGGCUCCCUCUCCCUUUCCUCUCCUAUUCCCUCUCUCCAAUGACUGCUGGCAGUUGUUUGUUUACUGUCGGUCUGGUUCUGUGGGUGUUCUGUGAGAGUUGAAUGACAAUGUGGUCAUCUGUUUGGUGGGAACUUUACGCCUCUAUAUGCCACUUUUAAGGGCCAGUUGAAGCCCUCCCUGAUGCAUCAUUAGCCCUAGCUCCAGCCCAGAGGUUCACACUGUUAUUCUCUCUCAGUUAAACACAAUAAAAAGGAUCUCAUGUUUGAUUUAAUGCUGCUGUACACAAAAUAAUAGUGUCUCAUGUUAUGUUUGAUUGCUCUUCUACUAUACAAUACUUAAGGUCUUUGAAAAGUUUGAGCCUUUCAUUAUGACAGAACAUGAUUUUCUCUUAGUGUGUCAUCUUGAUAUUCAUUAUUUUGUCUGUGUUACAUAAUGUCAAAUGCACAGAAUACACGAACUGCAACCAACCAGGUCCACUCAACAACAGUGCUACAGUGCACAGUCUUCUACGUACUACACUCUACAAACUCACAGACCCUGCUUUCUAACCUUUGUCCCAUUGGUUGUGUCAGUGUCCAAUCCGUGCCUGAGGAUGGGCUGUGACUUCCUGUGUCUGCUCAACCCUGCCGGAGCCAGCUGUUUCUGUCCUGAGGGGACCACGCUAAUAAACAGGACCUGCAGGGACACCAACACAUCAGGUACAGUAGGACACCAAUGUGUUGGGUACAGUAGGCCUAACUGUCAACCAGCUAUUCAAUGAGCAGGGACACUGACAUCUCAGUACAGUAGACUGCAGGGACACUGACAUCUCAGUACAGUAGGCUAAAGGGACACUGACAUCUCAGUACAGUAGACUGCAGGGACACUGACAUCUCAGUACAGUAGGCUGCAGGGACACUGACAUCUCAGUACAGUAGGCUGCAGGGACACUGACAUCUCAGUACAGUAGGCUGCAGGGACACUGACAUCUCAGUACAGUAGACUGCAGGGACACUGACAUCUCAGUACAGUAGGCUGCAGGGACACUGACAUCUCAGUACAGUAGGCUGCAGGGACACUGACAUCUCAGUACAGUAGGCUGCAGGGACACUGACAUCUCAGUACAGUAGGCUGCAGGGACACUAACAUCUCAGUACAGUAGGCUGCAGGGACACUAACAUCUCAGUACAGUAGGCUGCAGGGACACUGACAUCUCAGUACAGUAGGCUGCAGGGACACUGACAUCUCAGUACAGUAGGCUGCAGGGACACUGACAUCCCAGUACAGUAGGCUGCAGGGACACUGACAUCUCAGUACAGUAGGCUGCAGGGACACUAACAUCUCAGUACAGUAGGCCUGAUCUGCCUGUCAACCUGCAAUACUUUCAUUUGAUCCACAUCCAACUGAGACUGGAUCUUUCAUAUGCUGAGUAAAUUGGAGUGAAAGUGAAGGUACCGUGCAAGCAGUCGUGCAUAGAAUAGUCAGGACAGCCCAUUUGAGUUCCAGCCUUUUAGAAAGUUGGGUUAAUCCCCUCGUUAGAUAUUAAUGGGAGCAGGUCAAGGUUGCCAUGGUUUUACUCUUAACACGUGGGCCUACAUUAUUUUGCUUUCAGGAGAGCUGUGUCGCCCCGCCUGCGACAAUGGAGGACGAUGCAUCACCAACGAGAAGGGGGAGCUGCGAUGUUACUGCUGGCCAAAUUUCUCCGGGGAGCGCUGUGAAGUCAACCACUGUAAAGACUACUGUCAGAACGGGGGCACAUGCUCAGGCUCUUCCAUAGGUAAGCUCCUUCUGCUACACGUGUGUGUGUGUGUGUGCUCCCUGCUCUUCCUCUGGGACCUCCAGGACAGGAGAGGGCGCUCAUCCAUCCAUGACUAUGGGAAAUUAGGUUUGGGACCUGGUUGGGACCAAGGCCCCUGUCCUGUCAACCAAUGAGAUCUUGCCCACAGAUGCCAGUUCUGCUGUGACAACUUCUGGCUUCAUGAUUGAUAAUCUGCUUCUAAAUAAUUAUCGCACUACGUCGCGUGUCCAACUUAUUCCAUGGAGGGCAGAGUGUCUGCGGGUUUUCACUCCUCCCUUGUACUAGAUGGAUCAAUUAAGGUCACUGAUUAGUUAGGAACUCCCCACACCUGGUUGUAUAGAUCUUAAUUGGACACUAAUGUAAAGGAAAUAACUCAAACCAGCAGACACUCGGCCCUCCAUGGAAUGAGUUUGACACUCCUGCUCUAUGUAGUCAUUGAUUGUCAGGGAGCCAUAGGAAAGUGCAGUGAAAAUCCCUUAGUUUGACUACCCUUGAGAGAUAUAAGCUAUAGAUGCAUCUGAAAAUACGUAUGUGUCACGAACGUUGAGAGACGGGUCGGACCAAGGUGCAGCGUGAAAAGCGUACAUGUUUAACUAAAUAAACACUCAACAAAACAAGAAACAACGUAACGUGAAGUCCAAAGGGCUAUACACACACCAGCCUAACAGGAACAAGAUCCCACAAUACACAGAAGGCAAUGGGCUACCUAAGUAUGAUCCCCAAUCAGAGACAAUGAGCGACAGCUGCCUCUGAUUGGGAAUUAUAUCCGGCCAGACAUAGAAAUAGGAAAACUAGAACCUAAACAUAGAAAUUCUAACAUAGAUACUCACGCCCUGACCAAACCAACUAAAGACAACCGGCCUCUCAAGGCCAGGGCGUGACAGUAUGGCCCCACUUUGGUAUUGCAUUAGCGAAUACGUCUACAGUACCACCAUGAAUAUGCAAGACACGCUUUAUGUGCGGCAUUGCUAUCCAUUUUUUAACAGUUGUUAAAACACAUUAAAGUCCCCAAAGUCCAGUUCCCUGUUCCGUUACAGUAAAUGCAUAGCAAGGGAUUUAUUUUUUCUCUUCAAAAUAAAUAAUUGAGAGUGGAGAUAUAAAUAAAUGGAUCAAGCUUUUCUCUUUUCUUUCUCUUCCGAGGAAAUAUUUGGGAGGAGUUUGAAGCGAGGAAAUGGGGUGGUCAAAUAUUAAUGUGUGAAAUAACAGUUAAAUGUUAGUGUUGGCAUGGCGACAUCAAUAACACCUUACCCCUUAGCUGACAGAUGGGAUGGAACAGCAGGAGAAAGAACUUCAGACACACACACACACACACACACACAUACAAACACACACGCGCGCAGGCACACACACACACAGUUAGUUUCUAUUCAUCCCAGUCAGGAGCAGGCAGCAGAUGUUGUAUUUCAGAUGUAAGCUCUCCAAGCGGUCAUAGGACCAGUGUGAAACUAGUUGAAAUCCUUCCAGUGCAAAUAGACAUGGCUGUUUAGAAAACAUUGGACCUUGGGGGUCUCUUUGUGGGCAUCACCUUUGUGUGUGUGCGUGUGUGUGUGUGUGUGUGUUUGUGUCUAUUUGGAUGGGAAUUGGUUUUGAAUAUCUGAAAUGUGAGAGAAAUCACAUCUGCCUUGUGUUUGCUUGCUUUUCCAUUAUGACAGUUGGACAGUGGAAAUGCUUGUGAUUAUAUUGAUUUGUGCUACACAAUUUUGAGCCAAUUUCAAUAGAAUGUCAAAUAUAUCAAACUACAUUUUUCUCCCUCCUCUCUCUCUCCUCUCUCUCUCUCUCUCUCUCUCUCUCUCUCCUCUCUCCUCCUCCCUCCUCCCCUCUUCUCUCUCCUCUCUCCCUCUCUCUCCUCUCCUUCUCUCUCUCCCCCCCCUCUCUCUCCCCUUUCUCUCUCUCUCCUCUCUUCUCUCCUUCCUCUCUCCUUCUCCCUCUCUCGAUCUCUCCCUCCCUCUCUCUCUCUCGAUCUUUCUCAGGGAGGCCUACAUGUCGUUGUGCUGUGGGGUUCACAGGGCCGGUCUGUGAGAGAAGGGUAUGCGAUAACUACUGUCUGAAUGGGGGCACCUGUGACGUCAGCAGGGGGAACCAACCAGUGUGUCGCUGUAUGGCCGAGUACACUGGGGAGCGUUGUCUCUACCGUGAGUCAGACACACACACACACACACACACUAAGAUUGGCCUGUUUUAGGACAAGCAAUCGAUCAAUAUUUAAUGUUGUGUUCAGUCUCCGCAAUGAGAAGAGAGGGGUUUGUGGUUUCCACAUUUACCUCAACAAUAAAGAUCAGUUGGAAUAUUUUGUUAGUCUCCUCCACCCUCUCUCUGGUGGUUUAAAAGAAGUUUGAUAGGAAAAUCACUUCAAAAGAUGCUUGUUUGCUUGCAACGGCUCAGUUUCAAGGGCUGAACAAAUUGAUUUUGCACUGAUUGAUACAGUGGAAUGUAACACAUGAAAUAAAUAAACUUGUUUUUCUCCAUCUUGGUUCCAGAUAUCUGCCAUCACUACUGCACCAAUUCGAAGGCUUGUACCCUGUCUAGCAAGGGUCACGUGGAGUGUGUGUGUUCAACCAGAUAUGAGGGAGCGAAAUGUGAAGUGGACAGAUGUCUCCAGUGUCGAGGGGCACCGUGUAUUGUCAACCCGGAGACAGACAACGUGUCCUGCAAGUAAGUAAAUGCAUAAGGUGUUAUAAAUGCAUUAUAAAUAUGCUUAAAAUGCUUUAUGAAGUCAUUGCCAUAUUCCCUUCAUUUCUGUACAGCUGCAGUAACGGCAGAGUGGCAGCCACCUGUCAGCUGUGUGAUGGAUACUGUUACAACGGAGGAACCUGUCACCAGGACCCUGAGACCAGCCUGCCAUUCUGCCAGUGAGUCAGCACAAUUGUUAUUAUUUCUAUUGAUUCUAUUGCUUUCAAUUGAGUAGGUUGUCAUCAUCAGUUUUCUCAUCAAAGUACUGUACAUCUCUUUGACUGUGUUUACACAGGCAGCCCAAUUCUGAUAUUUAGCUGAAUUAUUGGCAAAAGAUCUGAUCUGAUUGGCAGAAGAUCACAAUUGGGCUGCCUGUGUAAACGCAGCCAUUGUAUUUCUCUUCAUUCUGCUUUCAGUUGUAUCUCACACAGCACUGAUACAAUGAGUGGUAUUGAAAGUGGUUUUGUGGUUUUGCUGUGAGAGACAGAGCAGGGACUGUACUAGAGACUGUAUUAGACCCAGGAUACUAAGAUAGGAACGUAGUAGAAAAUAAUGAGGUCUCACACUGAGGUGGCUUAUUUCCACGUUUUUCCAAGAUAAAACGGUUUCAGUUUUCCAUUUUCUCUUGCAGAUUAUAUGAUAUACCAUAUUAAAGUAUACAGAGGCUUUUGGUUGUGUUUGUUUCAUGGGCUUGCAUCACUCACAAGAGGCUUUUCAAAGUUGAUCUUCUAUGUACCUCCCUUUGUGGUGCCCCAAGCUAGAACCAUUAGUUGCAUCAUCAAUAUUUGGACUUUUGGAAUUAAUCAUAUACUGUAUUGUACAAGUGUUUCAGUCUUUAUAGCCAAAUUAAUUAUAUAUACCAAUUGAUUCUUGAAGAAUAUAACUUACAAAUGCCUCAUGAGCUUAGUUCAAGUGUCAUACCCCAUCAGAACCCAAAAUAUAAUCUUAUUUUACUCCAAUGUUUGUAAACAAUGUAAAUGUCAACAAACACUGUAUAUCCUUAAAACAUUGUUAAACUAUAAUUGUGAUAUCAUGGACGGUCAGCCCUUGCAUCCAUAGCUCUGUCUAUCAAUUUGAGAGUGGUUCCAUUUCUCCAGGCCCAUCCCUCAGCCUAUUACCAAAACAGAGGUGGGGUGGGUGCUUUGUUAUUAUUUCAAUUAAGGAUUCUAGCUUUAAAGAGUAUGCCUAGAUACUGUUAGAUACCAUUGCCUCAGAUACUACAGCUUUGAAUGAGCGGUUUCCCUUGUGGGAAAAUGUGUUUAUGUUUUUUUUAUGCUUUUAUUUUUAUGUCAUCCGAUUGCUUGUUGUAUUGGGUUGUUGGUGGGGAAGAAAGACAUACCUAGAGGGCUAUAUGUGUCUAUAUGCUAUAGAUCUCAAACAACAAUCUGUAGGCUAUUCCAGCAGUUAAACUUAUUUUGCUCCCACUUGGCGUGACAUUGGAUGGAUUGCUUGCCGUAAUGCUUUGCUUUCUCACCUGAACACACACACAUCCUAUGGAAACACUAGGAUGGAAUAGGGCCUAGCUUCAUCUGUUCGGUUUCAUACUUCGUGUCAUCCAAUGGCCCGAGCUGGUGGACUGUGAGAAUGUGUUGUGCACUAUCGUCUUUGAUCUGUGCGUCCAAAAUGGCACCCUAUUCCUUAUGUGGGCCCUGGUCAAAAGUAGUGCACUUUAUAGGGAAUAGGGUGCCAUUUCAGACGCAGACUUUGUCUCUGUAUUCCUCCAUAUAUGAUCCGUUUAUGUGGCUAUAAUUCCUCUUUGCUGCAGCUGCACGCCUGGGUUCUUGAACCAGCGCUGUGACCAGCGGGCCAACCCCUGUGAUAACUACUGUCAGAAUAAAGGGAUUUGCACAUUAACUGCCUUAAACAAUCCCCAGUGCAAGUAGGUCUGACUUUUACCCCUCCUCUCUUCCCCUCCUCCCCCCUUCCUCCUCUCCUCAUCUCCUUCCCUCCUCCUCUCCUGCCAUUUCCGAGACCAGCCCUCACUGUCUCACUUUCCAGCAGCAUCCCACUCUGCACAUCACUCCCCCACUCAGACUCUCACCAGUACCUCUGUCUGUCUGUUUGUCUAACAUAUUGUACAAUAGAACCAACACAUUUGACAUGUUCCUCGUCCCCUCAUUCACAGCACAAAACACCUUAUGUUUCUCUCUUUGCACUAGCCUCUCAAUACAUUUUGUGAAAACAGGAUAAUAACCCAGUCUCUAAGUGCUAGAGAACCGUUUUCUGCAGCCAAGCAUAUUCCUAAGCAACAAAUGGUGUGAUUAUAUAGGUCAGCUACAAGCUGUCAUUCCCUUCAGGACUAUGAUUCAUGUGGUACCUGCAGCGAGCCACAGUCCCUCUAAUGAAACUUUGAUUAAAUGCUGCUUACAGUCUAUUUAAAAUCAGCUAAUAUCAUUUCAUCAGGUCACCCUUGUCAGAUUACAUGUAAUGUAAUUGCAUGUUUUCCUAUCCUCUGGACGAGGGAGGGGGAAGAGAGAACUAGUAAUGGAUCACGGUCUCUGGAUUACAUCCAAACCUUGAUGCGUCCCAUAUGGCACCCUAUUCCCUACAUAGUGCACCACUUUUGACCAGAUUCCUAUGGGCCCCUAUUGGCCCUGGUCAAACGUAGUGCAAAAUACAGGAAAUAGGGUGCCAUUUGGGGUGCAGACUCUGAGGUGAGAUUCUGCUUCUUUUCUUUAACUCAAUGAGGGAAUGAAUUAUGCAUGCAUGUUCCCUGAGACUUUACCAAAUGAGGAGAUGUGCGUGUCACAGGAGACGGCUGAGGGGAGAACGGCUCAUAAUAAUGGCCAGAAUGGCGCAAAUGGAAUGGCAUCAAAUACCUGGAAACCAUGUGUUUGAUGUAUUUGAUACCAUUCCACCAAUUCCGCUCCAGUCAUUACCACGAGCCCAUCCUCCCCAAUAAGGUACCACCAACCUCCUGUGGUGUGUGUGUGUCCGCUAUAGCCUUCUUGUUAAAGAGACUUGUUUUGACCAGCAGACAGCUAUUCAUACUCAUUGUGACUUUUUUUAGGUGUCCAGCUGAUUGGUCAGGUACACAGUGUGAGAGACCUGCCCCCAAGAACAGUCUGUCUGGCAACAUCAGCGGGGGUGAGUAGUAAGUAGAAAGAGUGUUAAAGAGACUCUCUCUCUCUUUAGCUCUCUCUCUCUCUCUCUCUCUCUCUCUCGCUUGCUCUCUCGCUUGCUCUCUCUCUCUCUCUCGCUUGCUCUCUAUCUCUCUCGCUUGCUCUCUCUCUCUCUCUCUCUCGUUUGCUCUCUCUCUCUCUCUCUCGCUUGCUCUCUCUCUCUCGCUUGCUCUCUCUCGCUUGCUCUCGCUCUCUCUCUCUCUCUCUCUCUCUCUCUCUCUCUCUCUCUCUCUCUCUCUCUCUCUCUCUCUCUCUCUCUCUCUCUCUCUCUCUCUCUCUAAUUAAUGUUCACUUUGAAAAUUCAGAUUUGAUUUGCCCUUACGGAAAAUGUAUCAACCCCUACAAAAAUGUCCAUUCAUUAUAAUCCAUAUAUUAAUUCACAUUUCCUGUUGCUGCAGGAUUAUUUUCCUGCUGUAGCAAACUGGCUCAAAUUAAGAUCCUACAUCUGUACACACACACACAAACAUAGACACACAAUCCUACAAGAAAAAUACGGUCUAUUUUCAGUUCUAAAAGCACUAUUGUCUGGGUUUUGGAGACCUUUUCAGACUCUUUGAACCACCCUACCCUCCCAGAGAUUGUAGUCUGACAUUUCACUGUGUAUUGCUCUCAGGGCCUAACUGUGCAGACUGAGCCUUUUACCCCCAUAGACUGACUUUAACUUUAGCAGAGUCAUAUAAAUUCAGUCCCCAUAUGAAGACCCUUGUUAGAACUUUGAAGAAAUACAUUUCCACCCCCUGAAGCUUUUUGGAACAUUAACAAAUUGUAUUGUUUCACUACAGAGAGGAGGGAAGGACGUUACGUAUUGAACAUGUUUAACUCAAAUAGUUUGAUCUGUGUGUUACAGGAAGCAUGGCCAUCAUUGUCCCACUGGUUCUGCUGGUGAUUCUCAUCACUACCAUGGCCUUGGGGGUUUUCAUAUGUAAGAGGAAGCAAAGGUAUGUCUUUACUUCUAAGUAGACAGAUUACAAAAGAUGCCCAGUCACUUCAUAUUACAUACAUUUUACAUUUUAGCAGACGCUCUUAUCCAGAGCGACUUACAGGAGGAAUUAGGGUUAAGUGCCUUGCUCAAGGGCACAUCGACAGAUUUUUCACCUAGUCUGCUCGGGGAUUAGAACCAGCGACCUUUCGGUUACUGGCACAACGCACUUAACCACUAAGCUACCUGCCGGCCCUUUUGUGUGAUUAAGGGUCAUGCUAUUCGUAGGAAGCAAUCAUGAAGGUUUGUAAUGCUCUUUUAACCUCAUCAAUGUUAUGAUCUACAGGGGGAAAAUAGUCCAGCGGCAGCCCAUGGCGAAUGGUGGGAUAAACGUAGAGAUCGGUAACCCCUCAUACAACAUGUAUGAGGUAGACCACGACAAUCACGCUGAUGCUGGGAAUCACCUUCAGCCAAGCUUCACCCUGGACCCACAUAAGGUUUUUUGAAACACUUACUCCUGUAUCCUCCCUUUUCCCUGAGUUACUAACAAGGGCUACGCAAUACCCACACUAGCGUACUACUUAGAACGCAUGCCCAAUACAUUGAUUCAGUGGUAUGCCAGUGUGGAUAUUGGUACGUUGCCAAUAGAGAAAUAUCUACUCUAUUCUAUUCUGGAAGGUAAAACUGUAAUGAUUAUGUGUUGUAGGGUUGGUGUGUGAUGUUUAUGUUGACAUUGGGUGUUGUAGGGUUGGUGUGUUGGUGUGAGGUCCAGUCACCUGCACACUCUGUCAGUUCACCAUGAAGGAGUUCAUCAUCUCCCCAAGGAGAUCCUUCCUGGACAGGUAAACUCCCUGUGAACUUACUGUCCUCUCUGGGAGAGAUUAUGCUAGUGCUGUAUAAAAGGCUACUGUAUAUUGAUACAAAGCCAAGGCCAUUGGGGUCAUUGUGGGGUUUAUGAGACAAUGCAGGAUCUCAUGUUGUAUUCAUGAAAGCUACGGUAAAGGCUUCCUCAAGAAUGUGUGUAAUAAGUGUUAUAAUUAAGCAAUAAUGCCCGAUCGGGUGUGGUAUAUGGCCCCUCGAGGUGCCUUAUUGCUAUUAUAAACUGGUUACCAACGUAAUUAGAGCAGUAAAAAUAUACAGUGAGGGAAAAAAGUACAGAACUGUACAGCCCUGGAGGCACCUCGUGAACCUAACUGCCCAACUGAAACAUUUGGAUUUGAAUUUGAAAGGACGGCAGGUGCAGGCACUUAACUGAAAAAUGUAAAGAUCUCCUCAAUUUAAGAAAAUGGACACAAUUCAAUGGAUAUCAAUCAACAAAGAGGUAUACAGACGAGAAGGCAUACAAACGUACAGUGAGGGAAAAAAGUAUUUGAUCCCCUGCUGAUUUUGUACAUUUGCCCACUGACAAAGAAAUGAUCAGCCUAUAAUUUUAAUGGUAGGUUUAUUUGAACAGUGAGAGACAGAAUAAUAACAACAAAAUCCAGAAAAACGCAUGACAAAUAUGUUAUAAAUUGAUUUGCAUUUUAAUGAGGGAAAUAAGUAUUUGACCCCCUCUCAAUCAGAAAGAUUUCUGUCUCCCAGGUGUCUUUUAUAUAGGUAACAAGCUGAGAUUAGGAGCACUCCCUUUAAGAGUGUCCACACCUGUCCACAGAAGCAAUCAAUCAAUCAGAUUCCAAACUCUCCACCAUGGCCAAGACCAAAGAGCUCUCCAAGGAUGUCAGGGACAAGAUUGUAGACCUACACAAGGCUGGAAUGGGCUACAAGACCAUUGCCAAGCAGCUUGGUGAGAAGGUGACAACAGUUGGUGCGAUUAUUCGCAAAUGGAAGAAACACAAAAUAACUGUCAAUCUCCCUCUGCCUGGGGCUCCAUGCAAGAUCUCACCUCGUGGAGUUACAAUGAUCAUGAGAACGGUGAGGAAUCAGCCCAGAACUACACGGGAGGAUCUUGUCAAUGAUCUCAAGGCAGCUGGGACCAUAGUCACUAAGAAAACAAUUGGUAACACACUACGCCGUGAAGGACUGAAAUCAUGCAGCGCCCGCAAGGUCCCCCUGCUCAAGAAAGCACAUAUACAGGGCCGUCUGAAGUUUGCCAAUGAACAUCUGAAUGAUUCAGAGGAGAACUGGGUGAAAGUGUUGUGGUCAGAUGAGACCAAAAUCGAGCUCUUUGGCAUCAACUCAACCCGCCGUGUUUGGAGGAGGAGGAAUGCUGCCUAUGACCCCAAGAACACCAUCCCCAUCGUCAAACAUGGAGGUGGAAACAUUAUGCUUUGGGGGUGUUUUUCUGUUAAGGGGACAGUACAACAUCACCGCAUCAAAGGGACGAUGGACGGGGCCAUGUACCGUCAAAUCUUGGGUGAGAACCUCCUUCCCUCAGCCAGGGCAUUGAAAAUGGGUCGUGGAUGGGUAUUCCAGCAUGACAAUGACCCAAAACACACGGCCAAGGCAACAAAGGAGUGGCUCAAGAAGAAGCACAUUAAGGUCCUGGAGUGGCCUAGCCAGUCUCCAGACCUUAAUCCCAUAGAAAAUCUGUGGAGGGAGCUGAAGGUUCGAGUUUCCAAACGUCAGCCUCGAAACCUUAAUGACUUGGAAAAGAUCUGUAAAGAGGAGUGGAACAAAAUCCCUCCUGAGAUGUGUGCCAACCUGGUGGCCAACUACAAGAAACGUCUGACCUCUGUGAUUGCCAACAAGGGUUUUGCCACCCAGUACACUAAGUCAUGUUUUGCAGAGGAGUCAAAUACUUAUUUCCCUCAUUAAAAUGCAAAUCAAUUCAUAACAUUUUUGACAUGCGUUUUUCAGGAUUUUUUUGUUGUUAUUCUGUCUCUCACUGUUCAAAUAAACCUACCAUUAAAAUUAUAGACUAAUCAUGUCUUUGUCAGUGGGCAAACGUAAAAAUCAGCAGGGGAUCAAAUACUAUUUUUCCCUCACUGUAUGCUUUGUCAUACCCAUGGUAUACGGUCUGAUAUACCACUGCUGUAAAUACAAUUAGUAUUCAGGGCUCAAACCACCCAGUUUAUAAUUGAAAGAAACCAUCUGCUGGUGUUCCACAUGGCUAGAGCUUGUCUACAGUCACCUGGUUGGAUGUCAGUGACAGUGUCCUUGUCUUGCUUGUUAAGCAACAAUAGGCUCUGGACGUGCUGCAAAAUACUUGAUCAUAUUAACACUGUUAAUUGUUGUAUAUACCCAUAUAGGGUGGGCGUCUGAAAGAUACGAGAGACUUUAAUAACUAAUGAAUCUAAUCUAAUUUUAUAUAAUGUAGGCCAAUGAAAAGGUUAUUAGCGCAUCCUGGCCAUGUUUAGUAUAAAAGUAAUACUCUCCUUUGGUUAUUGUGCUUUUUUUCCAGGGCAUAAACUACUCCAACCCAGUAUACGCCAAGUUAUACCUUGAUCAGGGACAGAACUGUCGGAAGCCCGUCAUCAAUAUUGAAGAGAGAAGAGCGCUACUCCCAAAGAAACUGGAGGCAACUAUACGAGAGACAGUUGCAUAG
Molecule: messenger RNA, 47172 nt
Organism: Coregonus sp. 'balchen'
Lineage: Eukaryota; Metazoa; Chordata; Actinopteri; Salmoniformes; Salmonidae
Source: the annotation of a GenBank genome assembly